Cinara cedri is the source of this 73103-nucleotide messenger RNA. The record is from the annotation of a GenBank genome assembly. NCBI's taxonomy places the organism in Eukaryota, Metazoa, Arthropoda, Insecta, Hemiptera, Aphididae.
ACCGGCAUCGGCCUCGGCACCACUAUCCGCAGCCACGACAGAAUCCGCCGCCACCGCUGACCGCGUCUCCGGCACCAUCGUCUGACAAGUGGGUGAGUGACGGCGACGAUAUUAUUUAUACACGCGCGCGCUCGGGAAUGGGAGGGGCGGUGUACCUAGCCGACCGGUACAUAAAUUAUUAUGACCGGUAGUCGUUAACGCAGUACAAUGCAUAACUUCUAUUACUAUUCACGGUACCGAUAGUUUUAUUUUUCAGCGUCUCUUCUCCGACAUAACAUUAUUCAUAAUAAUAAUAAUAAUAAAAUAUUCAACACCGACGAUUUUCCGCAUUAUUAGAUUUCAAUGCGAAAUGUAUUAUAAUUUUAAUUAUUUUCAUAGGAUUUCUGAAUAACCACACGUUAUAAACACUUCAAAUUAUUUUAAUAUUAGAUUCGUAUACAGAAACGAAAUACAAGCAAAUACUUCAAAAAUCAAAAAUGUUUUAAUAUAUUAUUUACAUAAAAAAAUUAUUUUUUGUCGUUUAUUUUAUUUUUUUAAUGAUGUUACGCAGUUAAAAUGUAUUUUUCUAAGGAAAAUGAAUCCGGUGAAGAUAGCGAUUAUAUAAAAAUAUCUAUCUCACUGUCAUUUUUUAAGCUAAUGUAGUUAUUUGCACACGUUAUAAACCUAUACUACCGUUUUUACAAUUUCUGUCCGUCUGGACUGACUCAGGAACUCAACGGGACUUUCACCGCAAGAUACAGAUUAUUUGCUCACGUAUAAUUUUGGCUACUUUUGUUUUAUCCGCCUGUCCGUCCGACAAUCAUUUGUAUUGUUUCCAUUAUACGUAUCAACAUUUUAAAAUUUAAAAAAAAAAAAAUUCGCCAAUAAAAAUUAGUUUUGGACGCCAUAAAUACACAAUCUCAAUAUGCUCGAAAAUAUAAUUAAAUGCGAAAUAAAUACAAAAUAUAUUACGCUAUUCGUUAGGAACACAAUAAUAUUUUAAUUUUUCCACCAGAAUCAAUAAUGUCCGAAAAAAUGUGUUUGAAAAACUGCGAAUGCCAAAUAGUGAAUGAAAACGUACAGCCAUGCAGGUUUAUUAUAAUGCGUUGUCACAAGAAUUUUAUAGCCUUGUAAGUUGUAAGUUUCUUACAAUUUCAAAAAUAAUACUUUUACAAGUCGUGGGUUUUUGUAGUUUUUCAAAAAUUUCAUUCAAACAGUUUUCCUGAAAUACCGUCAGAGUAUCAUACAAUAACUACAAUCUACGAUAAGCGAAUCUUGGUGAGCGCUAUUUUACACGCGUAAAAUGUGUUUUUUUUUUUUAGUAAAAUGUAUUUUUAAUGUUAUCUAUCAUAAUUCCUAUUUGAAAACACAUUUUCGGUUAGUAAGUGGGCUCCAAAUCGUUCACAUCGUACAUUGAAAGAUGUUGAUUUUUUGACUAGUGGUACUUUGAAUAAUUUUUUCAUAUUUCCAAAUAGUUUUGCAAACAAAUAACAAGAAAAUAAACUAACAACGACAACAAUUUACUUUAUAUCGGUUAUGCCCAUUUUUACCAGUUUACCGAUAAAUGUUUUAUGCAGCGGCUUUUAAUACGUAUUAUUAUUAUUAGUUAUAUUAAUAUUAAGUUAUAUAUAAAUUAAGUAACUAAAUAUAGUAAACAGUGGCGUACCUGUGGGGAGGGCGAAGGGAGCAUUGCUCUCCCCCGUGGGUCGUAUAAUUUUAUGUGACAAUAUGUGUGUAUUGUUAUAUUUUAGGAAGUAGUUUUGUUACAGUAUACGAUAGUGUAGUAUUGUAUUGUAUUGUUAUAGAAUUCACAGCUAUUUAUUAUAAAACAAAAUAUUUCUAUAAUACAAAAUUGGUGGUGGAUAAUUUGACUCCAGUGACGAAGCUCUGUUGUUUACGGAUAUGAGAAGGAUUUUUUCACUGUAAAAUAAAUAGUUAAAUAAUUCCCGUCUACAAUUGACGGGAAAUAUAAUUUCAAGUAAAAUAUAUGUUUAUUAAUACAGAAGCCUUAUAUUAGGUAUAUACGGUUACCUUUAUGUAUAGUCCUAACUGCUGAGUAUUUAAUUACAAUUGAAUAAUUAACCAUAUUGAACAUGUGUUUUUUAUAUUCUGAGCAUUUACUAAAUAAUGUGUUUUUUAUUUUUCUCGGUCAAAAUUUUUAGUAAGUAAAAUACUUUAAUUAUUUCACGCAGUAUCUACAUUAAAAAAAUGCGAGAUUACCGACCGGGUCGCAGUACUCGAAAAGUUUUUAAUUCUCACUUAUUCGCCUACAGACCCUUUUUAUGAUUUUCACGGAAAAUAUUUUCUUACGUAUAGUAACAAGCCUCUAAAACUUUCACAAUGUAUACCAACCUACCUUUAAAAUAUACGGAUUUCCUCUGUAAAUACUAUUUGCUCGUGACAUAUUUUUUAAAAAUAAAAACGAAAAACGAUUCAAAGCGAAGUUCGUCUAUACAUGAUUUUUAAGGCCGCAAUAUUUAAGUUUUUUUUUCAAAAUUUGAUCUUAAAUAAUGCUAAAAAAAAAAUUACAUUGCAAUCAAUAAUUUUAGAUUUUGAGCAAAUCGAGGAAUGGAGGACAUAUAAUCGAGGAAUAUGUAUAUUUUUUUUUUAAUUGCAAACGAUGUUCAAGUGUAGUACCGUUUCUGAAAGAGAUAUUUUUUCUGGGUGGUAAUUUGAGAAUGUCAUUUUUUGAAUUUCUAAGCGGUUUUCAUAAUAAUUGAGAAAAAUUGUGGAAAACGUAGGAAAACAGGAAAAUUUACGAAAUGCAUUAUUUUUGAUUUUGCUUUUUAUCAUGAUACAGUUAAAAAUAUUCACAGAGAUUUGCAAUUUGGACGUAAAACUUACAUUGGCCGUUUAUAGACGUGGUCAUAUUUUUAAAUCGUGUGCAAUUUUUGAGCUAUUUAUAGACAUUUAAAUUUUGUGAAUUGGUACGCAAUUUUAUACUUUAUGGAUAAAAUUGUUAGACCAAACAAAAAUAUUUGAAAAUUUGACAGGAGAUUCAUUAUAGGCUAUACUUAGAUCUAAUGAUAAAAAAAAAAAAACAUUUAAAGUAAAUUUACAAUCAAAUGUUGUAUAUAUUAAAUUCACCUCUACAUCUAUAUAUCCUAGCUUCCCAGCUUCUCACCUAACACAUUGGCCCACUCAUUAUGCGAAGUAUAGGUUAUCAGUUAUUAUCGGUUGCGCUGCGAGUUGGUGUGCUGUAAAUAUUAACUGUUUUUUAUUAUGAAAACCACUUGAAAAAUCAAAAAAAUGAUCUCUCAGUGCACCAACUAGAUAAAAUUUACUUUUGGAAAAGGUGGCUGUACUUGAUACAUCGGGGUAACAUUUCUGAUAAAAAAGCUUCUCACAGACACAAAAAAUAAAAAUAAUAAAACCGUUAUUAACGUUUGUUAAGACAAAUUGGAUAAUUACUUCUCAAUACACUGACUAGAUCCAAAAUUAUACAAAAAAGCUCACUUGUCAUUUUUGGUGCAUUUUUUUUGUUAAAACAUUAAUAAUUGUCCACAGACCCAAAAUUCGAAAAAAAUCUCGCACAUCACCAUAAAACCCAAUAUAUUCCUCGCGGCGCCCAGUAUCUAAAAAAAAAAAACCUGAUAACAAAUAAUAUUUAAAACCAGCACGCAAAAGUAGUUAACAUACUACUAUCAUUACAUAUCGUUCGAGUUUGUGAAAUUCAUAGUCGGUUUUUGAAUAUGUAACUGUACAAUUAAUGUACGACUUAAUAAUAAAUGAUUGGGUUCAUCGUCAACCGAGGAAUUAUAUUACUCAUGCCACAGCUAUAUUGAUCAAGCAGACUUGUCGUUAAUAACUUUAAUAUAUCAAAAUAAUAUACUAGGUACCUAUGACGAAUUAUUCGAAUUUAUCGCAGGACCCACGAGACCUUUAUUAUGAUAAUAUUACUUUCAUUUGGGUCGUAAACUUCAAUUACAUUCUUCUGGAACAUUUCCUAUGCAUUUAUUAUGUACAUAGGUAUAUUCGUAACUAUUGUUACCUAAAAAUAUUGUAAUUAGAUUUGUGAUCAAUUCACAGCAAAGUCAUUAGUACUAAGUUAGAGUUUGGUUGUUUAGUUAGAAACUUUUUCGAAAUCUGUAUUUCGGUAUUUACGACAUGUUUGAUUUUGUAGGUUCUUUUUUCUCCCAUUUUGAACGCAUUCUAUGGGUUUUUGUCUUUUUUAUAAUUUCAAAUUGUAUAAUUAUCGUUUGGAAGUCCGAUUAUAGUCCCUCGAGUGGAAUACCUAUAGGCACCUACUUUUAUUGUUAAUGAAUAUAUAAUUUUUCCUCAUCGGCUUGACGAAAAACUCCCGAGUGUAAAGAAUAAUAUGAUAGCAUUAUUUUAAUAAGGUUUUCGUGAGCUGAAAUUGCAUAUAGACACGUGGGAUUCGAUAUUGCACAUUAUGUAAAUAUAAUAUAUGGGUAGUGGGUGUAUACACAUGUAUUUUUGUUGUUUUUCUCUGGAAUAUAAUAUUAUAAUAACAACGACGUGCUGUUGGUUUCACGGUUGCCGGACACACGUCACCGUCACAUUGCAGACUUUUAUUAAAACCGUUUAACCGCGAGUACAAUUGAUACAUAUUGGUAUACGGCGCGUGGUGUGUAGGGUGCCCAUCUACCUACCAGAGAAUACCUACGCUAACCUACCUACCGGACGUUUGAUGAAAAAAAAAAAAUACUAUUCGAUUCGUUAUAAAACAACGGUGGCGGCAUAAAGGAUAGGAGAGCAGGACAGAAAAAAAAAAAAGCAGCGCCACCCGGGGGAAGCGAAAACCCGGUAUAAUAUAUUACACAGAGUCGUAUAAUAAUAAUAUGCAAUUGCGCGGACGAUUCACACGCCGCUGGGGGAGAGUUGCACACAAGAGGAGAGAGCUCGGUGUAACAACGGCGGCGCGGCGUCCGCGUCCGCGCAUGUGUAACAAAACGCCGAAAUGCCUACCCCUCGACGCCGACGACGACGACGACGGUUUCCGAAACGUAAAUGGCACGUCAAAUCGUUGAUAGCGGUUAGCCCGAUACGACUACUCUGCUCUGCUGUUUUUUAUUUCCCGUCGUUAUUUUAUUUUAUUUGUUUUUUUUUUUUUUUUUUGUUAUAAAUAUUAGUUAUUUCCUUCUACCACCCCUAGUUCAAUAAAGCGUACUCGUUUCUACUCAUUUGAACCGAAAAAAACGACAAUCUCUCCCCCGGACAUUUCGCCGCCGUCCCAGAACAACAAGAACAAGAGAAGGUCAGUACAUAUUAUAAUAUUAUUAUUAGGUAUAUCUUUAUUUAUCAUGCGCAACCAACCGACAGCACAAUACUAUUAUCUCCGUUCGAUUAUAAUUUCCACGUAAUUUGUGUUUUACAUUUUAUUCAUAUUCACAUGACAAUAUCAUUCACGAUUAACAAUUAACGACAAUAAUGUAUUAUAUAUUGUCAUGUAUCGGUUAGUUGUUAUAGGUAUUGGUCUUUUGUUUAUUGCUUUUUUCUUUUUUUCCUCAAUUCGAUUUUUCGAAUACAAUAUUAUCUUAAACCAGGCGACACAUUUUUUUCUGUGAACUUGUGCGUGUAUUGUUAAUAAAUACAACGAAUUAACGAAUUCUUAUACAUUUUCAAAUAUUGCCCGCAGCUUAUAUAUACCAUUUUUUAAUGGCAUCUAUACUACGAAAUCACGUUUGUUUUUAACCUUUUUUUCUCUCUAUUUUUUUAUACAUAAUAUUAAAUUUUUCCGUGUAAUUCAAAUUUAGAUAUUAAAUGACAAAUUUAUAAUGAGAAAUCCACAAAAGAGCGUUUAAAAACGUCAAAAGUUCCCCGAAAAAAGCAAAAAUGAUAGAAGGAUUUCAAAAUCCUUUUCUAUAACGACUUUAAAUUAAUAAAUAGCAUUUCCAUUAAUUAAUAACAUGACCAAUUCAUCAACACAACGUAAUUUUGUCUAUAAUUUAAUACGUACAAUUUUAUUUAAAAAAAAAAAUUAUACUUUGUGUUAAUUAUUUGUGUAGUGUUAGAAAAUUGUAUUUAAUAAUUUAGAGUCGUUAGAGAAAGACUUUUAAAUCCUUCUACCAUUUUUGCAUUUUUAAAUAUUUUUGUGGAUUUGAAGUGCAAUAAGUCCCGAGUCAUCAAUAUUAUUUAUUUAUUUAUUUUGAAUCAUUCGGUACACCUACUUUACAAAAGUUCGUCUAAAUUGGUUUUAAUUAAAAUCAUAUCUAUACAAUAAUAUUGUUAGAAAAAGUAAUUGUAGCUAUAAAUCGUACACAUAAAAUAUGCGAGUAUAUUACCUAUAAAAUAUACAUACAUUACAUAUAUUUGUUUAUAAACAUUUUCAAAUUAAUUAACUAUUCGUUUUAGAUAUUUUAAACAAAAAUAAUACUGUUAAUAUCAAUUCUGUUGCAUUAUAUUUUUAUUUCACAAAGUAACUCAGAUUUUUAUUUUUUGUCGUAUUUUAUAUUAACGGUGUCUUUCAAAAUUCAGCGAUGUUUAAUCAAAAAUAUACGGUUAACAUAUAUCCCUACUCUAAAUAUUUAAAUCAUAAUUUAUUGUUGGAUCUUGUUCCAAAAUUCCUUAUAGCCAACUGAAUUUCCAUUGAAUCCAGCAUUCAAUUUUAUUUUUCUAUUUGUCUGAUUGAAAUUUCUUAUCAGAUCUCAUUUACUGUGAUUCCAUAUAUUUAUGCAAAGACAUAAUAUAUCCAUUAUACUUGAUAAUAUAGGAAAAAUGUUGCAAUCAUGUUAUUUAUUAUGCAACGCAAUCUAAAUAGUUUGGUUUCCAAUAGUUCCAUUGUUAAUUAGAAGGCAUGGCAAUACUUGUAUUAUAAACGUUAGAAUAUUGAAUAGCGUAUAAUUCAUUUGCCUAUGCAUUUCGUUUUGUUUUAAACAAAUUUUCAUAAGUUAGUGUUUAUAUAUGUUUCAUUAACGGUAUUGGAUUUUUUUUUUAUUGCAAUCUAUAAACAUGGUGUUCCAAAUUGUAUAUUAUUACAAUUUUGAGAGUUGCCGUAGUAAGUACUCAUACACAUACUCUCAAACUUUGUAACAAAUUAUUUAAUUUGGAAGACCCUGUGUAUACAUAUAAAUAAGCUUUUUUCUUUCUUUUUUCAUUGAAAACUGUAUAUUUUUUAGUCUUUAAGUAUAAAUAAGUGUGCGUAGGUAAAAAGGUGUGUUUUUUUCCACUUCUGUCUAAGUAUUGCUAUAUAACUCUAACGCGUUCAGACAAAACAAUCGGGAACGGGGACGCCAGAUGUGCGAGGAGGUCCUUGUUGUUAAAAUAAUAAUAUACGAAAGAAGACACGAUCGUUAUUCUUAGCCCGCCGCCGCAAGAUAUGGCAGAUAAUAACAUACCGGACUGUCUUGAUCGCGCGCGUUGGGACUAAUAUAAUAUAAUACCUAACUAUAAAACACAAUUUAUUAAAUUCCCACUCUUUUAAAUAGGCAGUCUUACCUCACCAAACUUCUCUACUCGUUAGAGACUUUUAGAAAAUAAAAUCGUAAAACAUGCGGUUUUAUUAGCCUUUUAGCGUCUUACCACCGUAGUAUGUCAAGGUGGGAGGGGGAGGGGGAUACGUUCUAUAAAGUUGACCAAAAGAUAAAAUUAAAUUACCGAAAAACAAACUUCUAUCCGCUCGAAAGAGAUAGUAAAUAUUUAGUAUAUAUAUUUACCAAAUAACUAUUUUACCAAAAACAUAUUAAAAUUCGUUUUAAAUUUAUAAUGCAAUGUUUUACUACUACAACAGUAGUAAGCAAAAUACUAGUGCUACUAGUACUACUACUACUAAAUACUAGUAGAGUGUUAAGAAGAAAAUUAAACAUCACAUGUCGUAAUAUAUUUAUUUAUUCAUUUUUUUUUUUUUUUUUUUUUUUUGAAAGAACUUUGUUUACAUUUUUAGUUAAUUCAGCAGGUUGGAGGAAAAAGACGGACCUAGUAUUGGAAAUUUAGAAUAUUAUUCAAAAAAAUAGCAAUAUUAUAGUAUAAUAAACGUAUAUUAGCUUAAACGUAUUACUAGCUAUUAAGCUAAAAAAAAAAGUAAAUUAUUUAGAAUCAUUUAUUCGCAAGUGUGCCUUACAUGCGUAGAUAGUAUUUAUGGUUUUUUGUUUCUAAUACAGUAAAUAUAGUAUUUUUGUUUAGUUAAAAUUAUACAAUUGUUAAAUUGUAUUAUAAAUAGAUACUAUGUUGUACUUGCUAUUUUAUUAGCAUAAAUAGAAGAAGCUUGAGAGGUUUGGACCCCAAAAUUCAAUCAACCUUCCCAAAUCAAUUAAUAGUAAAUACUAAUUAUAUAAAAUUAAUAGGCUUAAGUCUCCUCCAAAAUACUUACCCUAUUUGUGUCUAUAUAAUACACCGAUAGUUUUAAAACGGUCAGUCAACUGCAGUGACAGGUACUUAUUGGUUAUCGCAACUACCUAAUCAAAUAACUGUUAGGUAAUAAACAAUUCGGUUAUCGAGACUACAGGCAGUAACGACACGAUAAAGAUAUUGAUGGUGGUUAUUAUUAGGAUCAGUUAUCGAUACUUAUCGUUAUUUCACCUGUAAUCCAUUUUCUUUUUACCUUGUUACCUAUAUCCAACGUGGUUUUGCACAACUAAUGUAGACUUAUUUUUGAUGAAAAUUGUCUGAAUAAGUGCAGCGAAAACAAAAAGAAAGAUAAGUAUUCGCCAGAUAGAGAAUUUGAUCCAAUCGAAAAAUGACAAGUGAUUUUUUUUGUUGCAUUUUUAAUUUUGUUGAUAAGGAAAAUUUUUGGUUUUCUAAGCAGUUUUCUGAAUAAUUAUACUAAACCAUGAAAAAAAAACGCAGAGAGAGCGGAAAAGUUUACAGAAAUAAUAAUUUCAUUAUUUUCAAUUUUGUUUUUUUGUUGUAAUUUACUUAAAAAUACUCGUAGAGAUUUGGAAUUUUGACAGAAAACUUAUACUGGCCUUUUCUAAACGUGGUCAUGUUUUUACAAUUUUCUGAAAAUAUUUUUGAGAUAUUCACAGGCAUUAUCUUGUUGUUAAGUAGUUUUUCUUUAGUAGGUGUAUAAAAUUGUUUGAUCAAACAGAAAUACUUGAAAAUAUAAUAGGAGGUUCAUUAUAUAUUGUACUUUUACUUAAUAGUUAAAAAAAAACAGUAGAGUAUAAUGUAGUAGUUUAUUUUAUAUAAGCAUUUUAAAUUCACAUUUUGACGAAAAACCUAAUAAUUUCGGCAUUUCAAAAUAUUUAUAACCGAACUGCUUCGCUCAUAAUCGGUUUUCAUCAGCAAUAGUUAAUCGUUGCUUACAGAUAUAAAUACAACAUUUGUAUCUAUCCUAUUUUCUCAACUACCCAACCAACAACAGUAGAACAGUGCAAGCUCACCAUCAACAGUAUCGUCUUAUUUUUUUGUCUCCAAGUAUGACUCUAAUUAUGAAUUAUUUAAUACGAUCUUUUGUCACCUAUUCUUUAGACACUAAUCGAUAAUAAAAUAAAAUUAAAAACAAUCAUUGAUCAUAUGUUUCGUAUUCAUAACUUUAAAUUGAUUUUAAAUUCUGAUUGUAGCAAAGAAGUGGUUUGUUUUAUAAAAGUAUUCUUGUUAGGGGAAGGUAAAAUCUAUAUUUUCAGAAGAUUGAUAAUCCAAAUUUUCGGAAUUAAAAAUCUUAAAUCCGGAUUUAUGGAAUCCAAAGUCAAAAAUGUAUUUGAAAUCUGUGUUAAAGAUUUUUUGAAAUUUGAUUUUGCAUUGUUUUAGAUAUUUUGUAUUCAACUCCAGCACUAAUCAUAAAUAUAAUUUUUCAGUACAUGUAUAAGAAGAUUCAUAUCAAUUUAUGAAUUGUCUGAUAAUAAUUUAUAAUAAUCACUCUAAUUAUAAGUAUCAAAUGAAGACAAAUUAUAGGUAAAAGAAGGUGGCUGGCAAAAUUAUUAUUUUUAAUUCUAUAAAAUCAUUUAAUAUACGUCUUAGAUUACGAGCUUAGCAAGAGAUCUGUACAAAAAUAUGAAUAACAGAUUUAAAAAAAAAAUCUAAUUUUGAAAUCUAAAACUAGAAUUUUUGGAAUUUGUUCCAAAAAUCUGUGUUUUUGGAUAAUCCGGAUUUAUAUCACAUUACUAAUAAUUCUUCUAAGUAUAUUAGUGUUGUUUUUUUUGUACUCUCGUAAAAUAAAUUUCAGUAAGUAAAAAUAAUCCAAUUUGUUCACUCAAUAUCAUAAGAGAUUGUUUUAUUUUCGUUUAUUUCUGAGUUACCUUGACUUCAAGUAAAAAAUAUACUAUACCCUGAAACCAGUUUACUGAGUUUCACUCAGAAUCGGUUUUUUAUUGCAAUGGUUUAUCGCUUCUAUGUGUACAUGACUAAAUUAAUAUUAUCCUAUACCGGAUUAAUUUACAAUAGAUUUUACCUAUGUAAUUAUUUUUAAUCGAAAACGUUUGUUGAUUGAUUUGAAAAUAAUAGGUACCUUUAGAAUAUGAACCAUAAUUUUGUACACUAAAGUUAUCAUAAUUGUAUAAUAUAAUUUAAUAUAAUUUCAUUUUUUAGUACCGACAACAUUGGUAGGCAGAAUAUUUCUUUCUGUACUUAUACAUAAUCUCAAAAAUAAAAGGAACAUUUAUAUAUACAUAUAAGAAAACGCUUGAAGAAUAAAAUCAUAAAAAAUAAAAAUAACCCUAAAAAAAAAAAAAAGAAUUUGUAGUGGAAACUGCAGUCUUUGUUCUUCAUAAGAUUAUUAUAAAUUCUGCUGCUGCUCAACUCGUAAUUUCUUUUUUUUCUUUUUGUAUACCGCCAUUAUACCUAUAUAUAUAUAUAUAUAAUGCCAUUGUACUUAUAUAAUAUAUAUAUAUAUAUAUAUAUAUUAUUUUACAGUGCAUUCAUUCGAGUAUAUUGGGUAUUUAUUUCCUUUUAGGAAUUUUUUUGCCCGGAAGUAAUUUAAACGUCAUCAUAUCCGUACAUUUUAUUUCGUGUAUGUUUAACGCUUCUUGAUAUUUUUUUCGAAUAAAUUUUAAUAGAAUAGGUACAGGAAUUUCAUUCUAAACAUGUGUACAUCGAGUAAAAAAAAAAUCUAGGUAACUUGAGAUUUUGGACAAAUAAUAAUACAAGGUGUCCCACGAAGCUAUACCCAUUCCAAUAUUUCCUGAGAUAAUAAAGAUAAUCAAAUUUAGUUUUUUUAAUUUUGUAUUAAUCGCAGGGAUAAGGACUAUAAAUAUUUACGUUUGAAUUAAAUUUGUAAAUUUUGGUAAAAUAACUAAAAAAAAAAGAGGGACAUACUUUGCACGAUGGGUGGAUCACUGUUGUUGAUGAAAAGUUGAACAAAUAGAAUUAGAAAGCAAUUUAAUAUUCCUUGUUACUUUUGGUACUGCUACUAUUGUUUUUUCCUUGUUACUUACCUAAGGUGGUUUUGGAAAAAAAAAAACGGAACUCUGGUUGAAACUUGCGAUUUCUUGGAUGAUAACAAGUACCUACCACUACUAGAUUACGACAGGCAAUGUAUAUUUAUUUAACAUAACAUAUAAUACCCGCAUAUUAUCAGAAUUUCAAAAAACUAUAAUUUCCAAAUGAAGUCAAUCCGCUCAAUUCUGACUUCACCAUCGUUCUUAAAUGAGCAAUAUAUAUUGCAUAACAAAAAAAUUAAAAAAAUUGCAUGGAUCAGUAACUUGAUUUGUACCACAAAAUGUUUUACUCGAACUAUUUUCGUCAAAAUUUGAUAUUAAAAUUCCUCUGUAUACAUAUUAAUAUUAAUAAAUCAAAGAGUACGAAUUUUAAUGAACCAUCUGUUAUAUUUUCAAGCAUUUUUGUCCAGUCCAACAAUUACCUACUGAAUAAAAAUUAUGUACACAAUUCGCAAAAUUAAAAUGUCUAUAAAACGCUCAAAAAUGGCUAAUGUAAUCUAAUAAGUAAUCUAAAAUGUUUUCAAUAUUUCACCACUCCCAGAAAAGGUAAAUAUAAGGUUUGUGUUCAAAUCUCAAGUCCAUUCGAAUAUUUUUAACUGAAUUAAAACAAAAAAUAAUAUUGAAAAUAAUAAAAAAUUUAUUUUCGUAAAUUUUCCCAUUUUUCUUACAUUUUAUCCCAGGUUUUCCGAAAACGGUAUUAUAAAUUCGUGAACAUCUCAAAAUCGUAUCAUUUGUUGGAUACCAUAAAAUGUUACACGUGUUGCAAUACAAUUUACGAUAACAAUAUUAAUAUUAUUAUAAUGAAGACUAUAAAUAAUCGCAUUAAAUUAACAGUAGUUUAAAGAAAUUAUCAACUACGUUUAUAGAUAUUUAAAGUAUUAUUGUAUCAGAUAGCAAACGUUCUUGAAUUCCAUUUUUUCCAAAAACUAUCUAAAACAGAUAGUUCAAAAGUUAUUCUUAACACGAACCCACCGAUUUAUUAACAUUAUGAUUAUAUUGAUCUAAUAGAUUAUUAGACAUUUUCAACUUUGGUUAUUUUACAAUCUUUACAUUUUCUGGCAGUGCCUAUGCCUAUACUAAAUGUUUUUUUCAACAUAACAUUGCUCGUUUGUUUUGUAUCUAAAUUCGUUUCAACAAUGUUUUUAUUAUUAUCUUUACACGCCGUAUUGAUGAGUCGUUUUAUCUUUCCAGACAGAUGUGCAGCUAAUUUUACAUUUUUUUUUCUCUUGUAUACUAUUAUAUAUGUGUAUUAUAAUAUAUACCAGGAAUAAUGUUCUCUAUGAAUAUAUCUUUAAAGUACAAAUAGGUACAAAUGUCACCGCUACGUAUAUUGUAUUAAUAGUCCAAAAUGCUUCUCAUAAAAUAUAUUAUGCUGCACUACUACACUGUGUCUCGGUUUCCACAUUUCGGAUUUUCCAAGUGUUCGGAACUGGGAAAUCAUUAUCACAUUUUUUAUUUGGAAUAACUACUUACUGAAAUAUUUACGUGGUUAGCAAACACCUGUCAAGGUAUAUGAGUUGAAAAUAAACAAGUAAAUUGAUAAUAAAUAACGAACACUAUAAUAUUAUUCUGAGUAUAUGUUGUGAUAAGAUACCUAACUGUUGAGUAUCGAUAAUAAACACUAUAGACUCACGUUUAAGUUUAAAUGACUUUUAGAUUCUCAAAAAAAUAACAAUAUUUUUUAUUUCAUUUAAUUUGUGAAGUUGUUUUCAUAAUUAUCCAGGAAAAAAAUGCAGGAAAUACGGAAAAGAUUCCGCUAUUAAUAGUUGAAUUAUUUUCUUUUUUGGUUUCUUCGUUAUAAAUUUGUUAGAAAAAAUUAUAGAUAAAUAGCUUUUCUAGACAUAGUCAAAUUUUCUGAACAUUUUAACAAUUUUUAAACUAUUUCUAGGCACUUUUUCGUUUUUAUUUGAUAGAUAUAUGGGUAAAAUAGUUCAGCCAAACAUAAAUACUUAAAAAUUAAAAACGAUGUUCGUUAUAAGUUAUAAUUAAUGUUAAAAAUUAAAAUUAAAAACGUUUAGUAUAGUAUAGUUUUUUUUAAUAAGAGUUUUAGAUCAAAUUUUAAUAAAAUUAUGGUAUUUCAAAAUAUAUAGGUAUAAUAUUGAACAUCGCUUGGAAUCGUGUUCGGUUAUGAAUAGCUUAUCGUCGUUUACAGAUAUUAACCUUUUCAACUUCCCACCUACAACAGUGGUGCACCAAUCAGCAGCAUCAGUUUUCUAAAUUAUUAUAUUGUUAAUGUACAAAACCAAUUGAUCACUUUGAUCAUUUUAAUCAAAUAUAUUCUUUUUGUGAGCUAAUUUUUGGAUUUUAAUAAUAUCUUUUAAUAGGAAAUUCAAGUUUUUCUAAAUCAAUAUUAUUUUUUUUUUUUAAAAAACAUUCAGUUUUCCGUUAAAAUUAGAUUGAUAAUUCAUUAUAAUAAUGCGGCGUAAGCAUUUAAUCAUAGGAAUUUAAAAAAAACUUUUAACCGUUUUAAAACAUUUUGAAAAAAUAAAAUUAAAAUAAACAAAAAUAGCGUGAUAAAUGGAUCAUCCAAAUGUUAUAAAUGUUACCUUCAAAAAUGUUUUUUUUUUUUUGUCUAGAGACCUAAUAAAAUGUCAUUAAACUCGUGAUGCGUACACGGUGAGAAGGACUAAAAGGAAACAGGUAAGUUUGGCAGUUUUACUUUAUUGAAUCAGAAACUGAUUCUUUGUUCAAUUUCACGUCGUUUUGCACGUAAAAAAAAUAAUAAUAAAAAUAAAAGUUUUCGAUUGAUAUGACUAAAUCUUUAUUUUCUUCAUUAUUCAAUUCCUACUUAUAUGAAAUAAAAACGCUAAUAUUAAAAAAAAAAAAGACUUCUCAGACGUAUUUACAUCAAGCAUAAUAUGACCACCUGCGCCCCGUUAUUUUCUCUUUUUAAUAUGAACUCUCGCUAUCUAUACCAAGAAUGCUUAGAAAUUGUGUGAAACUGUAGAGAGUAUGAAAUACAUAUCCUUAAGGUAAAUAUAAAAUGUGUCAACAAAAAUAUUCGAUACACUAUAAAAUCAAAAGAACUAAAAGUAAAAGUGUAUAACACAGCAUUGAACUUACGAAAUAAACUAACUAAUGGAAUUGAUUCUAGGUUGAGGAAAUUAUUUUUGAUCUAAAAAUAUUCUUUAUUAGUUAAUAUUAUAAUAUUUCCCUCGGACCUCCCUUGUUAAGUACUUACGCCUUCCAAGUUAAUUAUAUAAACUAACAAUACAUUCACACAAAACUGAAAUGUUUUGUAAGUCAUCGAAAGAUGAUUGUUCAGUAAUCUUUACCAAUCAGCUAUUAUUUAAACAUUAGUGCCAUCAAUGGCGCAUACAGAAUUUUUUUUUUUGAGGGGAGAGGGGGGGUGGUUGAAAAAAUGUAACAAAUGAAAUUUUUUUGAAUUUUGUAUGUAUUAUAAUUAUACAUUAAACAUUUUAUUACUAUUUUACAGCGCUAAUUAUAUAAAAGUUGAAAUAUUUAUCUUAUUUAUUAAUAUUAUUCAAAUCAAUCCUGUGCGAAAUAAAUAUUUCGUUCAAUUGAUCUAAAACGAUAUCUAUAAAAGGUAUAAAUACAGAGAAAUUAUAAAAUAUUCUGGACCAUCUGAUUUAGAUUGGCAAACUACAGUAAUAUCAAUAUUUUCACAGACAGUUAUUACAGAUAAAAAUAAUUGUUGAAACUCUACAUUACAAUUUUCUCUUAUAUCCUGAAUAUUAUUUUGAACAUUAACAGCUUCUAAUGCAGUUUUUAAAUCAAGAUUUACUGUUUAUCAUACAAAUCAACAAACAUGCCUAAUUAACCAAUAGCAGCCAAUUUACUAUUAUUAUUUUAAUCUGCAACCAAUAGCAAACAUACAAUAAACAAAAAUGUAUUAUUAUUUAGCGCCACUGUCAUUUCAUCACCACCACAUAUUUCUCUCUGAACCACAACUUUAUAGGACUAAAUGUAUGUCUAAGAUAAUGGUCCGCAAUGUCCUCUUUAAUUUUAAAAAAAGAUGAAUGAAAUCGGUAAAUGCGUUCUCAAGUGAUGCCGUGACAAAGGAAUAGGGUUCAUUUUUAUAAAUAGAAAUUUGUUUCAUAGCAUACUUAUUUCCCCGUUUUUUCUACAUUUUUCCUAGUUUUUCUCAUUUAUUGGAAAAACUCCCGAGAAAAUCAAAACAUCAACCUUCCUAAAGCACGUCCCCAGUCUGAUUUUCUUUUAGAAAAAGUGCUACACUUGUAACUCGGAGUAAGAUUUGUGGUAGAAAAGUUGUCCACAGAAAAUUAAAUAAAUACAAAUAAAUUCACUCAAGUAUUCGUACCUUGUAUAAAUAAAACUCCAUUCAUAUAAUAUAAUAUAUUUUAUAUUUUUUCCAUUUAAAAAUAUUUAAUACAUUAGGAGUUUUUUUUCAAUUUGAAUUACAAAUUUAAUUAAAAUUUAGAUAAGUGUAUUUCGUUUUAAAUUAAAGUGUACUACUCGUAUAUUAUUAUAUCGUUCAGCCAGUGGGUCAAGUGUUUAUUAUGUUUAUCAAUAAAAUAAAUUAACGAUGUUAUUUCUUAUUUAUUUUAAAUGCGAAAAAAAAAUACAUUUAACCAGAAAUUCGAUUUAAUAAAAUAAAGUACAUACAAAUUAUUAUAUUUUUAAUACCUAAGGUAAGGUAGAGUAAGGUGACCAUAUAUAAUACAUAUUCGUAUUUUCCGUUUGGAAAAAUACUUGAAAUAUAUGUAUUCAUUUUAAAUAUUCAGGUUUAGGUAGGUACUUCAAAUUAAUAUAUAAAGUGUAUAUAUAGCGUACCAUAUCAUAUUAUAAUAUAUUAUACUGGAAUAUUUCAUACAGCAUUUUUUAUAAAAAUUUAAUUUAAAUAUCUAAGUACAUUUUUUUAUGUAUAUAUAAAUAUUAUGUUACACGACUACCGGAGAAAAAAACUGUACGGAUAUUGCAUUUUGAAUUAUUUUAUUAUUAUGUUUGAAUACAAUAUAUAUUCUAUCCCAGUAAGCGCAUAAUAUACCGUAGAAAUUCCGUCAGGUACCUGGUAUAAUAUGGUGAAAAUAAAAAAUGACAUUUACGUAGUAUUAUUAUUAUCAUUAAUAUAUUAUUAUUAUACACGACGAUAUACUUGAGAAAUAAGGUUUGAUUAGGUUUAUUACACAUGACGAAGUACAGGAUAGAAAAAAAAAAUAAAUUAUAAUUGAUGAAGUUGAUAAGUUCUCGAAUUUUUCAGUGAAUAAUAUUUUUACUUAAGUAUUUAAUUUAUAACAAAUUUUAAUGUUUUGUAAAAUUGAUGGCCAUGCAUCUAUUCAAAUGUCCCAAACAAUUAAUACUUACUGGUAUAACUAUUCAGAAUAAAAUAUUUGAACAGACUAGGUAUAUUAUUAAUUAAAAAUUAAUGUAAAUCAUGUAACAUUGUAACUCACUGAUUAUUUGAUUUAUUAUUCAUAUUAAAAAAGCUGUCCUAGAAUAAUAGGGAUGGGUGCAGCCACUGUUAUAGGUAAUUAAAUGUAUAACUGCAAGCAACAAUUAACCAAAGCUAAUCAAAAAAUGAUUCUGAGCGGAGUUCGGUUGAUAGAGUUGCUUUUUCAACAACAUACAUUUCAUAUUAUGGUAAAAUAAUAACAUAUGCAUUAUAUAUUUUCUUCAAUAAUAUUUGUUUGAUAUUGUACCUAUUUUAUCGUUUUUCUUCCGGUUUUUCCUGGUUUUCCCAUUUUUUAAGAAACCUCCUGAGAAAAUUAGAAAGUGAUGCAUUUAAAGUAUGUCCCUAGACUGAUUUGCUUUCAGAAAAAGUGCUAUCAAUGAAAAUUGGAGUUAAAUUCCUGGUAGAAAAGUUGUUCACAGAUACAAAUAAGAAAAUAAAAAAAUAUAUAUCAUUGUAAAACCAUAUAAGGAUCUUCGACCCACUCAAAAUCUUAAAGAUUCUACAAAUGUAAAAUUACAUGAUAAUUAUAGAAUAAAUUCGACGUACCAAAUAAUUUGUGAUAACAAAUAACAGCACAUUCUCAGAAUAAAAAUAAUUGAUGAAAUUAUCAGAAGUUUACCAAAAUUAAUAUUUAGAUUCUAAAUUAAGCGAAUAAUGCAUUGGUUUAACUAGGAUGGUUAUUAUUUUUUUUUUACUGGGUAAUUUUGUAUUAUGUUUGUCGUAGUUUAAUCGUAUUUACCUGUUGUCAUCCCAGCGAUUGCAAGUUCAAACCUGACUUUCGAAAAAAUAGGUUACGUUUAUAUUUUUCCUGUUACCUAAACAGAAAAAUAACAAAUGCAUUUUGGGUGCACCUAAAUACCCAAACCGUCGCUUGUUCGAACUAUUCUAAUCGAAAAAUACCACUUGUUUUUUUGUGCAGACUUUUCUAUCAGAAAUCUUGCUACGAUAUAUCAAAUUUAGAUUAUUUUCUAAAAUUAAAUUUUAUCUACAUAGUCGUUGUUUAAUUUUCCAAGCAGUUAUUUUAAUAAUUGGGAAAAACGGACAAAUUUAUGAAAUGUAGGUAUUAGUAAAAAGACGUCCUAGGAUAAUGGGGAUGAGUGCAGAUAAUGUUAUAGGUAAUUUAAUGUAUAUUUGUAAGCAAUAAUUAACCAUUGCUUACGAAAAAACAAUUCUGAGCAAAUAUAUAUGCCAUAUUAUAGUAAAAUUAUUGAAUAGACUCUAUAUAUUUUUCUAAAAAUAUUUAUUUAAUGUUGUACGGAUUUCCCUGAUUUUCCUACGUUUUAUUCGGUUUUCCCAUGUUUUUUCUCAAUUUUUCAUGUUUACUUAGAAACUCCGGAGAAAAUCGAAAAACUUUCUCUAUAAAGUACCUCCCCAGUAAAAUUUCCUUUUAGAAAAAUUGCUUUCUUUAAAAGUCAGAACAAAAUUACUAGUAGAAAAGUUGUCCACCAAAAAAAAAAAAAUCGUAAUAUUAUACAAAUAUAUUUCGUACAUUUUUCCGUUUUUUUUUUUCGGUUUUUCUCAUUUGAUGAGAAAACUCUUGAGGAAAUUGAAAAUAAAGUAAAAGCUAAACUACUUUACCUUAAAAAGUUUCUACUUAUAAAAAUCGAAGGUAUUCUUCAGGUAGAAAAAUUGUCUAUAGAAAAAAAAUAAUAACCUUUGUAAAACCAUACGCUGCUUUACUCCAUUUAGAAUCUAAAUAAUAUUGAGGGCUUUUUUUUCCUGUGUGACAACUUUUUUACCAGCAAUUUUGCUCUGAUUUAGAACGAUAGCCCUUUUUCGGAAAGGAAAUCUGCCUGGAAUGGUAUAUAGGGAGGUCAUUUUUUGAUUUUCCUAAUAAACGGCAAUGACAUGGGGAAAAACGGGAAAAUGAAUACAAUAUCAUACAAAUAUUAUUAAAGAAAUAAAUUAUGCAUAUUGAAUUAUUUUAUCAUAAUAUUGAGAAAAUAAUUGUGAUAUAAUAUUGAAAAAGCAACACAAUUAACUGAAUUCUCUUCAGAAUCAGUUUUUUUUAGCAAUCUCCUCUACCGUUCCAACAUCUCAUUUUUAACAGUGGUCCAUCCACGUGCGAAGUAUGUCUACUCUUUUUAACAUUAUUCCAUUUUUUGAUAACUUGUUAGGAGAAUUAAUGCGGUCAAAAUUCAAAUGACAUUUUUCUUGUAUCUGUUGUUGUCAUUUAAAUCCGGUCCAUAAUAAUAAUUACUUAAUUCUGAUUGCGUUCUUGGAAUGCCACUGCAGGAUGUGGCUUAUAUUAUUUAUAUUCUACAAAUAACGAAAUUUAAAGUUUGGUUUUGGAUUGGAGCAAAAAAUCAUAAGUAUAUUAUAUUACUAAAGCUCAUCGUACUUUGAAGUAGUCGAUAUAUAUCGCGUCUAUGACGGCCACCACAUCGAUUCGUAAAGUUCUGUUCGAAUUAUUUGGUCGACCACGACAGUUGAGAAUUCGCAGUGAAAAAACCGGAAGUCAUCCCAUUGUCAUAAUACACCGGAGAUUAAAUACAUAUUGGUAAUAUAGAUUUUCGUUAUUUUCGUUUUUUUUUUUUUAUUUAGGGUUUAUAUUUGAAUAUUUGUCGUACGUACUUGUGAUGAAAAUAAUAACAUAAUGAAAUAGUAGUAUAUUUUUCAAUAGUCUAGUAUUGUAACGCGUAUAGAGGGCCAAAGUGUAUUUUUAUAAAAGAAAAACAAGUAGGUCGUAAAUAUGUCAGAUACUACUAAUUUACUUGUUUGGUGGCGGCGUGGCGCGGUAUUUCUAUACUAUUAUAGCAAACUAUUUCAUACGACGGCGUUCAGUUUAAUCGGGAAAACUGUGAUCAGACAGUGUUCGCAUGUUAACGUUAUGAACAUUUUACGAAAUGUCACGAAUUCAAUAAAAGGUGGACUCACGGGACCGCAGAAAACGUCUGUAAACCCUUUUUCGAUUAACUAGUAGUCAAAACGUUCGACUUGUAUAUCUAUUACUUUAAAGGCAAAUGUGAAAUUGUCGAUGUUUGAUGUUAACACAAUUUAAUAUAAAAGACGAACUUAUUUUGCACAUCAAAUCGUUAUAGAAUUAUUAACAGCUAAAGUUAGAGUUUAGUGUAGAAAGGAGACAAGUCCAGAACAAUGUCCUUUCUAGCUAAAUAUCUUAAAUUACUGUUUUAUUAAUUAACAAAGCAACACUAUUAACUGAACUCCGCUCAGAAUCGUGUUUUCGUUUGCAAUUGUCUAUCCUGCUUUAAGACAUACAUUAAAUUUCCCCUUUACUAACCUCUCAACCUUCUACAACAGUGGAUGCACCCAUGUACAAUGUUGCCCAUUUUUUUAAAAAUGCGUAUGAUAAUGCCAUUUAUUUACUUAUACGCCCAAUUUCUUCUGUCUUAUCUAGACAGUUUAUUUUAUGCUUUCUGUAAAAUUAAGUUUUCAAGCCAUAUCCCCUUUCUGCAAUUAGUUAUUUAUGCCUCAUUCAACCUCUUAAAAAGCUACUAACUCUGUUUUAACUUUACGUUGUAAAACUAAGUAUCAAUAAUAAGUAAUAAAGGAAUAAAGAAGUCAUAAAACAAUAGGUGAUAAUAAUUAUUAUACUAGUUUAACAAAAACUGGAUAAAAAAAAUUAAGACCGCCUCCCCCGAUAUUGUUUCUGGUUACGGUACUGUCUCUACGUACUGGGCCAGACUAAAUAUUUAUAUUUGUCGUAUUCGCGAAGAAAAAAAAGACAUUUGCUAUACAUAUUUAUACGGUCUUUUAUCUCUAUACGAACAGCGUUGAUGGCUAUAAUUUAAUAUCGGGACAACCUCGUUUAAAUCACCCGUUUAAAUGUGUAUAUGUAUAUUAUAUAAACACGGGAACUUGACCACGCCCUCGGCUCUACGAUAAUAAUAAUUGUCAAUGGCCAUGUCAACGCACCCAAAUCGCAUUGCGAAAUUACAGAACUCGUUACCCGCCUGUGCCGUAAAGUAAUAAUAAUGGUAAAUGCGUAAUUACGACGCAAAGCCGGAAUACAAUGCGCAUUUAGAAACCCUAAACCGCCCGCGUAUAUCGCCGGCCCUUGUGCGCGCCGACCGACUCCGCGUCGCCGUCGUCGUAUUAUUGGAUUUUCCGGAAAAUGCUAAAAGCCGUGCGCGUGCACGUAGUGAAAACCGUCAACACGAAUAAGUGUCCCGUUGCAGGCACUCUCGAGAGGCCCGUCGUACAGGAAAAAAAAACCGAGGGGAUAAUAAUAUUGUGUGAGUAUAUAUAUAAAUAUAUAUGUAGAAAGAAAUAUCGUACGUGUUCGCCAUACGUCAAUAUUUAUCAUUACCGAAUCGACGACAUAUACCUACCUACUACCUAACCUAACCUACCCACUACCUGUACUACUUACCUACCAACACCAACAGUAUUAUUUCGUAUGCAAGCAAGCGACCAGCGCGAUUUUUGCCAUCCACGAAUAUUAUUGUAUCGAACGGUUUUAGAUUCAAAGCGUACCAAGGAGAAUGUAUUGAAUAUGUUUUUUUUUUUCUUGGACCUGAGAAUUGAUUUUCUACCAAAAACCGCGCUCUGGUGGUUUUUGUUUUUUUAAUAUUUGGGCAAACAGGGAAAUUCACGUAAUUUUCGAUUUUAUUUUUGCGAUUAUUGUUUUGUUAGAAGUAAUGUUCAAGACCUGAAAUAUUCACAGAAUACUCAGCCCGUUCUAAACGUUGUCUAAAUAUUCUGUCAAUUUUUGAGCUAUAAUUAUAGCCAAUUAAUAUGUUCGAGUUUUCCUUUUUCGUUUCAUUUAGUCGUGUAUAGAUAAAAUUAUUUUGACCCGAUUAGAAUGUUCGAGUGGGUUCACCGUAAGUUGUAAAUGGCGUAAAACAAAAAAAAAUUGAGUUAAAUAUAAUCAAAUUUUGUUUCACUAAAAUUGUACGAGUACACGUCCGACUUAAACAUCAUGGUCUCCCCUCCACCGUGUCCAACCUUUUACCAAACAGGAGUUACCCCGGACAUAUUAGAUAUUGCACUAAUCUCAAACUUCCAUACAAACUUAUACCACAAAGUGUUAAAUGAGCUCGACUCUGAUCAUGUCCCGGUAGUGACAACCCUAAGAAUACAAGCUGAAACUAACCCCCCCCUGUACCAAAACUAAUAAAUCAGCCAAUAAAAUGGGAAAUCUUUAAAGAAAAUAUAAAUAAAAUAUUAAAACCAAACAGAAAGUACUCAAAUACAAAUGAUAUAAACUCGGGCAUAAUACACCUUACAGAAUCCAUCAAAUCAGCGAUAGACUUAGCACUAGCCCCACCAAAUUACAAAAAAUCUCAUAAUUAUAACAUGCCAAUACCAUCCCACAUACAAAACCCAAUCAAAGAAAAACAUAAGGCACGAAGAAUCUGGCAAACACACCGGUCACCAGCAGUCAAAAAACGUUUAAAUCAACUAACAAGAAGAGUAAAAUGGGAACUGGAUAAUCUAAGAUAUAAUUCUUACAAAGCAUACGUAUCNCACUAAACAGCGUGAAACAAUUCCCCCUUUAAAAAACGGAUUAGCUAAGUACGAAACUAACAUUGAAAAAUGUGAAAUCUUUGCCCAACAUUUUGAAAGCUGUUUUACAACUGAUGAAAACCAUACAAACCAAAAUGAAGUAGUAAACCUUGAACAAAGAAACAUAGAAAAUCAACCAAUAGUCAAUCCCAUUAGCCUAUGUACCCCUAAAGAAAUACAGAUAAUAAUAAAUAAACUAGCUAAUAAAAAAAGCCCGGGACAUGAUCUAAUAACAAACAAAAUACUCUAAAAUCUCACGUCAAAAUCUUUAUCAUACAUAGCUAGCCUUAUGAACUCCUUCAUGAGACUAUGCUAUUUUCCCGACUCAUGGAAAAUUGCAAUCAUUAUCCCUAUACAUAAACCAGGAAAACAAAAUAGUUCACCCAAAAGUUACAGACCCAUAAGUCUACUCCCAACUUUCUCAAAACUUCUUGAAAGAAUUCUACUGCACAGAAUUAAACCGUUCCUAAAAAUUAUACCACUACAUCAAUUUGGUUUCAAACCAUUUCAUUCGACAACCCAUCAGUUACAACGGAUCUCUGAAAUCAUAGUAAACGGUUACGAAAAUAAAAAAUUUACCACGACGGCCUUUUUAGACAUAUCGCAGGCCUUCGAUAAGGUUUGGCACCAUGGACUUAUUUUAAAAAUAAAAACCCUAAACCUACCUUUAUACCUUAACAAUACACUCUUGUCAUUUAUAGCAAAUCGCAAAUUUCAUGUCAGAAUAGGAAAUGAUAUAUCAUAAAUACAUAAUGUUAAGGCUGAAGUUCCACAGGGAUCUGUGCUAGGACCAUCUCUAUUCAAUAUCUACUGUCAUGAUAUACCAACACCGCAACAUUGCCAUCUAGCAAUUCAAUGUUCGCAGAUGACACUGCAAUAAUAACGCAAAACCAAACUCUUGAAUCUUCAAUAAGAGACCUACAAAGCUCCCUAGAUGAGCUAUCCCUCUGGUUCUCAAAAUGGAAACUAAUACUAAACCCAACCAAAAGCGAAGCAAAAAUAUUUACACUCAGAAAAUACAUAAAUCUAACCCUACUUCAAAUUAACAAUAAAGAAAUCAACUGGAAUAACAAAGACGACACAGUAAAAUAUUUGGGCUUGCACCUUGACAAAAAACUAAGCUGGAAAAUACAUAUCAACAAAAAAUUAAACCAAGGAUACACUAGGCUACGAAUACUGUACCCCCUAUUAAAUCAUAGCUCUACCAUACAAAUGAAAUGCUCUCUACUCCUUUACACAGCAAUAAUAAGACCUUUAGUAACCUAUGCAUGCCCAGUAUGGGCAUCUGCUUCCAAAACAAAAAUUAAAAAAUUACAAACCCUCCAAAACAAAUUCCUAAGAAUAGCCCUAAAGGCCCCUUGGUUCAUGAGAAAUAAACAAUUGCACAACGAUACAGGCAUACCACACCUAUCUACCUGGAUAACACAACAAUUUAAAAAUUUCCACGAAAAACUCCACAAAGUUGACGGAGCCCGUCACUACAUUAUCGGCAAGAGAUCCACAAAUCUAAGACUCAAACCUCGGCUACCUCAGGACAUCCUACUAGAUCCCAAUGAAGACACCUCAACCUCAGACUCUGACCUAGACUAACCUAACCAAAUCUAUUAUACAUCACAUAAUUAUAUAAUAAUAAAAACAUUGUAAAAAUACUUAGUGUAUUGACACAAUUAUAUUAAUAAAUAAAAAAAAAAAUUUUGUUUCAUACAUGUUUUAAGAGGUCUAUAAUACACCUUCGUAUUUUCCGUAAAAAUAAUUAAUUUUAAAUUCAGAACUCCAAAACGAGUAAUCUGACAGUAAUUUUUCAAUACUUACUUAAUACAUCGACCGAAGAAAAUUUUUAAAAACCUUAAAAACAUAACGCUUUCAACAAAUAAUUAAUUAAUCAAAAAUAAUUUUAAAAUAAUUGUACCAUUGCAUUGUAAAUGAAAAAAAAAAGAUGUAUUAACGUAUUACCUACCAUAUAUUUUUAGAUUCGGAGCAUAGCAAGGGUGGCAAAAAAUGCCAGCCAUAUUUGCGCUAUUGUCAUUGUCAUAUUGCGCCAUUGUCGCUAUCACUGUCCUCUACAAUCCAUUAUAUCAAGUCCAUUAUUUCUUAUAGUAUUUAAUAUUUCGUUAGAAAGCCCUGAUCCUAAUUUUCGUUUUUACAUGUAAAAUCAAUAAAUGAUUCUUUGCUCAUAAUUUCUUCAUUAGAAAUGUCGACAUACCUGAUUAUUUGUGAAAUUUGUUCCUGGUGAGAUUUAUCGGGAGUAUAAUCAAAAAGAAUUGAGAAGUAUUUUGAUUUAUUUGAUUUGAACUUUAAGAAAACAAAACAAUUUUUCUUUUUCAUUUUUGAUAGAAUUUUAAAUUUCAUAAUCAGAAGGGUUUAAAUGUUUCUAAUCUUGAAGUCCAUUAUUGGAAAAUGCGGAUUUCCUGAUGUCAUUAUUUGCAAAACAGAGUCAUGCAAAAUAAAAAAUUGCAUUUUUUGAUGAACUGUAUAACAGCUACUGUCUUCGAACUUUUUCCUCGUUAUUUAAAAAUGUAUAGAACCAUUCACCGUGGAAAUGUCUGCCGUCAUCAUAAUUUACUGAAAAAUAAUUAUUUUGCUCCAUAAGAUAUGGAGCAAAAUUUUUUUUCCACCAAUCUAAGUCAUAGUCGUUCAACAUCCAGAAUCAUUAAAAUUUAUGUAAAGUUUAUUAUUUUCUUGGCUAGUUAUAGGUUCAUUGUUAUCAUUAUUUUGUGUACUAUAUUCAAUUAAAUUAUAAUAAUCAUCAAUUAUAUUUUUAAUUUCAAUACUUUUAAAAUUUUCAUUUAAAUGUUUAUUCAUUUAAAUCUUUUUCACCACUGUGUGAAUUAAUAAACUAGUCGACAGUGAAUUGUCUUUUUUUUUUGUUCAGUAUUAUCAUAUUUUUUUAUUUAUCCAGCUACUUAACAUUCACUCUUUCUUGCCUUUUUCCCUCAAACCAAGCCCCAGAAGAUUUUUUUUCUGUGGGAGACAUAUUUAAUAGGUGACCUAAUGUUAAAAUAUAAAAUAAUACAAACUGUCAAUACAACAAUACUCAACUGAUAAAAUUAAAUAAAUAAAUACUUUGUUAGUUUUAUAUUUUUUUUUUAAACUCAAGAACUUAACUAUUAGUUUGUAAUUUUGUAUAUUUGUUUUUCCAAUUAAAUCAAUAAAAUAUGUAAUUAUAUUUAUGUUCUUAAACUUAAAGUAUGCAAAUUUGUGCAUAAAUAAUAAGAAAAUAAAAUCUAAUGGGAAAAUGAAAAAAUAUUAAUGCUAAUAAUUUUUCAUAAUCAUUAAAUUUUAAAUAAAUUCUAUUAGAUAUUAGAAUAUUUACCUUAUUCUAUUUUAGACUACUGUUUCAGGGCGCAUAUUAGGUAUACCUACGCGUAGUCAAUCUAAUGUGGAUAUUAAAAUAAACAGAAUAAUCGUAAUUGUAAUAUAAUAAUAAUACGAUUGUUUAUAUUAUAGUGUAUGUGUAUAGUUUAUUUUAGUCUUUGGAAAUAUUAUUUUGGUUGAUUUAAAACUGAUUACCAUUUCACAUACACAUUUUAUCAUAGUUGUUUUGUUUUUAUUAUUGUUGGCCACGGGAUACGCUUUCAUAUUUCUUGAGGUUUAUAAUAAAUGUAGAAAUAUAUACAUUAUUAUAAAUAAAAUAUAUUCCCUUUACGAUAUCAUUCAGUACCUACCUGUUAUCGUUGAUCGUUGCGAAUAAAAAUUAAUCUCAAUAAUAAAUUUGUUGUUUAAUCAUAAAAAUAUAAGUUUAAUUUUAUAACACAAUUAACACAGUGUUAAUCAACUUGCAUCUAAUAAGUAAAAAUAAGUAAAAAUAAAUUAUUAACUGGGGUGUAAUAUAGGGUGACCAUAUAUAGUAAAAUAAAGAACAGGACAAAUAUAAAAACCAUAAUAUUCAUAAUAUUUAAAUAUAAUUUUUAAUAACAAUACAACAAUACAUUAAAUUAAAUACAUAAAAUCUUUAACUGACUUUGUAUAAAAAUAAACUAUGCAAUGGAUACAGGAUUAUUAAAGAAAGUUCUUAAAACUUUAGGACAAUUUUCUUGUAAUAUUAAAUAUGAUUUCAAUGCAUGAUAUAUAUAUCUAUUAUUCUAGAAACGGCUAGCUGUAGGGAUAACCAACGCAUUUGUAUAGAUCUUAACAUAUUUUUGUACUCAAUGUUAACAAAAUUGUAAAAAUCUUUGAAUUUUUCUAUACGAACUUUUAUAAAAUAAUAAAUUUCCAAAGUUAUAAAUUAACAGUAUUUAAGGUAUUAAAACGAGACAGACUUGAAAAUACGGGAUAAAAAUCGUCCUGAAAGAUGUUUGUCAGGACAACGGGACAUAAAGCUGAAAUAAAGGACAAUCCUGUAUAAAAUAGGACGUAUGGUCACCCUAGUGUAAUACGUUUAAUAUAAAAAAUAUUUUUUUUUUAUAUUAGAGUUGUAUAUCAACUUAAAUGUUUUGAAAACUGAAAUUAUGGUAUUAAAUAUAUUGUUCUUCGACCAAGUAAAAAAUUAGAGAUUGACUUCAAUGAACUAAAAAAAGCUGUUUAAUCUGAAAUUGACCAUACUUUACUUACGUUGUUGAAAGUGACUCUAACCAUUCCUAUUAGUUCAGCUACGUGUGAGCGUUUUUUUCCACUAUGAGAAGAAUUAAAAAUUGGCUGUGUACAUCGAUGGACCAGUAGCGAUUUCCAAAUUGACAAUAAUAAAUAUUGAAAGAGAAAAAUAAAAUCAUAAAAUAAAUUAAUACAUUUAUUACUACGUUGUUGAUAACAUAUUUAUAAAUCACACCCUCUCUUGAAAUGAAAAGUAUGACAUCAAAAAUAUAGAACAUUAUUAUGUAACUUAGCUAAUAAACAUUAUUAUUUACAAAUUACAUUUCGAUUGAACUGAUUGCAAUUGAUAGGUAAUUAAUUUUUAUUAAAUUUACUUAAGUGCAACGUGUGACGGUAGAAUAUGAUAAAUAAUAUAUUGAUGUUACGGAUUCAUUUUGAAAUAUGCGGAUGAAGAAUAUUAUAAAAUAUUACAUGAAUCCAGGAAUAGGAAUAUUUAUCUUUUAUUAUAUCGUUUUACAUUUUUAGAAUAAUUCUAAAAUACCGUAUGCAAUAUUUCGGAUGCAAAGAGAGUAAAUAAUAAGAAUUUGAGCAGACAGCUUUUUUUUCUAUGCAUUGUAAGGAAUGCAUUCCGCUUACGUCGAUAUUAUUAUAUUGUCUUUACUACCGGCUCUAUUCAGUUAUUUUUCUCCCCUUGUGGAAUUUUCAAAAACGUCUACAAUGCACCAGUAGUACGGUUCCCACCGUGUCAAACAAUAAAUACAUUCGUUCGAUCUUAUAAAUUAUUCCUGCUUAGAGUAUGUGCUUGUAGAAAAGUUAAUAUUUAUUUCUUCAAACUAUAUCAUUCCGAAUAAACGAUUGUUAUUUUUCUCUUUAUUUUUUGCCUGCUUCGAAUUAACAAAAUGUUUUUUUAAAAAAAAAAAUUAAAAAACAAACAUAUUGAACAGAAUUAAUUUUUUUAUUAUAAAUAAUUUUUCAAACCGGAUUUUGUUAUAAAUUAAUUAUACAUUUUUUUUUUGUUUGUUUUAUUAAAGUUCGGCAUUUUGGUAUUUAAUUUGAAAUAGAAUUUUUUUUAAUUUCUCUAUAGGACUUCAAAUACAUUCAUAGGAAUACUUAUUUAUUUAACUGUAAGCCAAAAUAUCCUGCUAUAAGUCUUUUUUUAUCAUAACAUAAUCAGCAUAAUCUGGGUUUUUAGUUUUAAUUCCCAUAGAAAAAAACAAAUUAUUAAUCUUAUUUACAUAAUUUAUUGUCAAUUUUAUUUUUAAACUUGUUGCAGCAAGAAAAAUUACUAUAAAGGCAAGACAAUUAUUCAAGCUUGAUAUGUAUAAACAUUCACAAGUAAAAUUAAGUUAUUAUUAAGUUAUUAACUCUAUAAUAAAGUAAGAUUUUUGUUUUCUUAGUUCAACUGUACGUCUCACAUUUUGUGUUGGGUUUUUAAUAUUAUUUCCAUUGUCAAAAUUUUAACUAACUUAUUUUUUAAUAUUGCUCGAAACUUCUAUACACCUAGUAUUUACUGCAGCACCCUCGGCAUUUUUCUGAAUUCCAUUGAAAAAUGUAUUUAAAUUAAAAUCAAUUAUCACUGUUUAUUUUGAUUUAUAAAACUAUCACAUCCUAAUCUUGACCAUCAUUAAUGUCUAAAGGAUUAUCUUGUAUUUUAGUUUUUUUUUUAAAUUCGUGUUUGUUUAAUUUGUGUUUGAGACAAGGGUUUUAAACAGUAUUUAAUAUUUUGUUGUCUAUCUUUUGUCAUCCACAAUUCUCCCACAUAACGCUACAUGAUGUUUAAGUGCUUCCAAACAGUGUUUUGUACAAUUUUAUCCUUCUUUUAAGCGUACAGCAAUUUUGACAACAAAACUACAACCAUUUGAUUUUGUUUAAAUUGCAUAUAAUUUAUGUAUAGGACCUUUUGGAAUAUUUUAAAGAUCAUAAUUUAUUAACAUUGUUCUUGUUUAUAAAUUUGGUAUAGACUUUUUAUAAAUUUCUUUUUAUAAUAAGUAUGUUAUUUUGGUCAAAAAAGGGGACUUUCAUAGUUCUUUAGGUGAGACUUUAUGUUCAUAUUUCUUUUUUUCUUCACUGUUUAUAAAUAUUGAUAGUACUAUUAAAAUUUUAAACGACAUUUUUUCUGUCUGUUUUUAUUUGUGCUCAUAAGCUAUCAUAAACCAAAACAAGUCGUUCUAUAACUAGAAGAGAUAUAUAAUUACCGAUUUUGAUGUAUGUUACAUGUUCAUGGUCACUUGUAAUGACAGUCAAAUGAAAUGUUGCCUAUUAUUUUGUUUAUACUGUUUUUCCAAUAUAUUACAUUUACAUAAUGUCUCCAUUUUUCUACAUAAUUUUUUUUGUUUCUCGAAUAGCCUUUACUGAACUCAUGCUUAUAUAUAGAUAUUUUUAUUUUGUCAUUUUUUUUUUGUUGAUUUUUGAUCUGUUUAAAUUAAAUAACGAUUUAUUGUAUUAUCAAGCUUUAAAUGAUUUACAUUUAAUUAAAAUAAUAUUAAAGAAAAUAAAACGUAUUAAAUUUUUUAUUAUAAAAUGACAUAUAUACAUUAUUGUUAUUUACGGGUGUACAUUAAAUUCAAAAAAAUAAUUUACCAUCACACCUACGAUAUACCUUCGUAUAUUUCGUCGUUUUUGAUUUUUCUUAUUAUUAAGAAAUAUACUUGGAAUAUUGAAAAUCACUCACACAGUCUGUUGCAAAAUAAUAUAAGUAACAAUAGUUUCAGUUUUAGCAAUAUAUUUAAUAGAAAUACAAAACAUCAACAUCGUGUAAACGUAAUGAAAUAAAUUAAAACAGUAACUUCUUGUUGAGCUAUAAAUACAUGCUAUUUUAUCUAUAGUUUUCUGUUUGGUUUUUCCCAAUUAUUUCGAAAACCUUUUGAAAAACUCAAUACGUUAAUCCAAAAAAAAAAAAAAAAUCACACAAAUAGUUAAGCCAAUUAACUUCGAAUUUACUACUGCACGUACAGUAGUAGAGUAGCUUUAUUAUAUAAUAAUUACGCUUAUUAUCAUUAUAAUUAUAUACUUGUAUAUAUAGGUACUUAAAAGUGGGACCGAAACCAUAUUUUCGUAAUAAUGAAAUAUUUUUCUUUUAUGCUUUGACAAACUCUUCGGUAUUUAGAGAAUUUUCACAAAGUCGUGACAAAAAUGUAUAAUACUUACUUCGUAAAUAAAAUAUAUUUCGCUUUUCUUAUAUAGAACGGUAUUGUUAUCGACCAACAAUCAUUUUCCAAAGACUUUCAGAACGUCUUUUAUCGUUUACUUUACUUUUUUAUUUGUUAAGUACAUCGGCCAAAUUAAAUCUAGAAUAUGCAGUAGUCUUUAUCUUUAUAUUGUUCUGUUGUUCACGAUGUCGUUUUUUUCUGCAAUUUGUACAAGUAGGCUCAUACUUCUCGAUCGUCCCAACACAAUAUCGUCGGAUAUAAUAGACGAUUAUUAAUAUUUACGUCGAUAAAAUAUUGAAUUUUUUACCGUGGCAAUAAUAAACGUAUUCUUUUAAAAUGAUUAAUUAAUUAAAAGAAAAAAUAAUUUACGCUGGACUUGUGAAAUAAUAAGUAGGUACUCAAGGGUUUUUUUAUGAAAUUUUCCGGGAUACAAAUGAAUUGCAACUUGAAAAUAACGUUUGAUAAAAUUGUGCGUUGCAGUAAUUUUAUUUGUCAUAGUAUUGUUAAAAUACUAGUAUUAUUAUUAUAAUUUAAUUUAACACUGCCAAAAUAUUUAUCACAUACCUUUUUGAAGUAAAUUAUUUAUGUAUUCGUAUUUAUAAAUUAGCAAAUUAAUACCGGGACAAUAGUUGUUCUGGAAACAUUUUUGUACAUUUUAAAGAAACUACACAUCUAAAUAUAAUUUUGUAGUUUUACAAUAAUGCUGAAACAUGUUAAAAACCUAGACAGAAGAGUGAAAAACUGAGAAAGCUACAACUGAAGAUGUUGAAAUGUAGCACAGGAAAAGAACUUAAAGAUAAUCUCAUAGACAGAAAGAGUAAGGAAUACGGAGUUUCUUCGUCAGAUAGAUACGUAAAAGUCAAUAAAGAACACAUGAUUGAAGUACGAAAAAUAAGAAAGAAAUUAAUUGGAUUGACAGGAUCGGAAAUACAGGAUACCGUUCAUGAGCAAGUGAUUAAAACCACCAGAGUAAAUGUAUAGUAUGCAGAGCUUAAACAAAAGAACUAUAAAUGAUAGGAAUAGAUAUCGAAAAACAUCAAUCAUUAAUAAAUCAUUAACCAAUAAUUCUAAAAUUGCAAAAAAGAAAAAAGUACAAUGUACUUUAAAGUAAACAUUUUUAAUAUAUUUAACAUUAGAUCCCCUUUAAAAUUAUAAAAGACGAACACAUGUCAUAUAGUAUAGUAUCGUGUAUCGAUUUUUAGUUUUCAUAAAAUUACUAUAGAUUAUUUUUGUUCUGUAUAUAGGCACCGGGUACUAUACUAUCAAUAACUUUGCGAAAACUUAAAAACAAGUAUGAAUUACUCAACUUAGGAAAAUGUCUACAGUAUUCAAUUGUAGACAUUUUCCUUUACGUUUAAUACGAUUAUAGUAUCAAUGUAUAAUUUAAAAGUUUGUUUGGAGUAUGCACAAAAAUUUAAUAAGUUGAAUAUCAAACGGCGGAAAAUUUUGUUGAAAUAGUUCUGAAAUAAAAACUGAAAAGAUUAUUCAAAAGUAAAAUAAAAUGUGUCUGUAAAGUUAUAUUUUUUGAAAUGAAAAAGUACUCAAAAAUGUGAAACCGUUGUUAUUUCUCUGAAAUGUAUAUUAAUAAGGUUCUUCUACAUGGAUUAUAUUAAAUGUCGAAACGGAAAUUUAUGAAAAAUAUUCGUAAAACUUUUUCUUUGAUAUCAUAUAGUAAUAGUAAUACAAUUUAGAUACCUAACUGACUGUUGUGCUUUUUAUAUUCAUCUACGGAAACAAACAAAUUUCUAACGAAAAGAUAUUAUAUUUGAAAUUGCGUGUGGAAUAUUUUUUUACAUGGCUACACAUUUUUUUUAUGAGUAUAAUACUCGUUUAGAUAUUUUAGCAAAUAAAUUGAAAUCCAUGUGGGUUUCCCUCUAAAUAUAUUUAUAGGAGACUGAGCAAUUUGUAUAUACUUGAUUAUUUUUAUUUAAUUUUUAAUUUUAUGAAAAUGGAGAAAAUUGUACUGAAAUGUGUUUGAUAUAUCUUUACCUCCCUACUUUUAGAUAUCUGGUUUAAGUUACCGACUACAUCCCUUAUUUAUUCAAACAUUUUUUAAAAUAACUAUUUAAAAAUCAAUUUAUUAAUAAAAUUAAUGACUGGUUGAAGACAGAAAGUGUAAUUUAUUAUAAAAAAAACCUCUAUUAUUGUGUUCAUAGGAUUUCUCAAUGAAUACAUUAAGAGCAGUUCACACGUAGCAUGUCAAUUUUUGAAGUAAACAGCAUUUGUAUACAAUGAUGUUUCCCGGUGAGCUUAACACGAAUUCCAGGGCGAAUCAUCCGCCCGUGCCAGUCUUCCCAUUAAGAUCGACUGGACUGAGCUCUCAAUACUCGCCAUAUUCAACUUCUCGGUUUCAAGAAAUACAACAGAAAUGCAGUUUGAAAUGUUCGUGGAAAUGCAGUUUUUUACUGUUGGUGUUCGUCACCAUGCUCAUCACUAUGGUCUUUGUCUAUUUAAUGGGUUAGUUUGCGUACUAAUAUUAUAGAAUAUAAAGUUAUUCAAAUUUUAUAAUACAUACUAGUUUGCCAUGAAAUACAUAUUUAUUUUUUUUUAAUACUUAUGUAAAAACAUUUUGAAAUCAUAUUCUAAUUAACAAAUUAGAAUUAUACUUAUUUUUGUCACCGAAAAUUCCAUUUGUACUAAUAUUAUUUAUAGAAUUUUUAAUAUAGUUUACGAUUUAAAAAUUAAUUUUAAGCACCUAGUUGUUUUAUUCCAAAAAAAAAGAACAUUAUACAAUUUUAAAAUAUAUGAUUCCAAUUUUUUUUUACUAAAGUAAUUUUUUUCAAAAUAAAUAUGUCAUAGACAAUUUGAGUGUAUCAUACAAUUUGAAUGAACUUGUAAAUAGAUAGAUCAUAUUAUAAAUUAAAUUAUGAUAGAUUAUUGAAGAAAAAACAAAUAUAUAUAUAUAUAUAUAUAUAUAUUACAUAUUGUAUUUUACUUUUUGAAAUAUAGCUAUGAAGAAACCUUGCACAGAGACCAGAGAAAAAUGCGUUAUUAUGGAAAAGACAAGCGCCAUUGAAUUAGAUUCAGAAAACCCUGCACUGAAACUGACCACUGAAGGUAUGAAUUUUACACGUUGAAUAAUAAGUAUUGUAUAGUAUCUAAAGCCAGAUCUAUACGAUGAGAAAGAUGUAACGAUAAUAAGUGCCACGAUCUAAGGCGUCAGUGUGUUGCUCACAUGUAUAUUUUAGAGCCACUAUAUAAUCGAUUUUGUAAUCUAAUAGCAAAAAUUAGUGCUAUAGAUGGCACAUAGACUAUAUUAAAAAGAAAUCUUAGCUAACAUAAUUUUUAAAAAUACAUUUUGUUUAAUUUUUUUUUUUAAAAAAACUACCAUAUUACAUUGUGUAACAAACAUUUCUCUAUGUCUUCUUUGAUCUUAUCUUCCCAGCGUAACCUCGGCCUUCCAAGUGGUCGUUUUCCUUUCGGUGCAUCGCAUCGACCUAAAACCAAUGCCAAUAUUUUAAAAAUGAAUAGCAAACAAUUGAAAAAACGGUCUUUAAAAAGUAUGCAAAUCAUACGAAAACCUGCAUACAUAAUUUGUAGUUUUAGGUAGACUAAUCCCCAUUAAGUUGGCCGAUCGACUUCAAAUAGACAUUAAAAUUACAUUUUUUAUUACAAGUUACUAUUGAAAACUUUUUAUGACCCUCAUAUUCGUUUGUUUUAGCGCCACCAUCUAGUACUACUACCGCUGCAAACCCAUUACGAGAUAAACUCUCCGGUGAUGUAACGCUGGAUGAUCAAAACGAUAUGCACCGGCAACACACCAGGUACCAAUGGCCUUCGGUUUUAGAGAUUACCAGUUUCAGUACGCCGUACAGUUCUAAUGUGUACCCGUAUCACUUUUGGAACUUGGAGUUUCACAAUAAACAACCGGUAUUUAUGCGACUCAACCUGACGUUGCCGUGGGGAGCCAACUUUGCGGUGUACGGUCGACGAAAUGUGGCCCCCAGCAUAACGCAACACGACUUUUCUGAGUUUAUCAAGGGUGGAAGAUUGGACAAUAGGCUGAGUCGUCGGUCAACUGACAUUAUAGAAAAAGACCCCAUGGUUGUAAAUGUAACUCUGAUACAAUACUUGGACACGGGUCGAUGGUUUUUAUCUGUUUACAACGACGAUCUCCGGCCACAAACAGUAGUACUCAGAAUUUCGGAAGCCGAAGAUGUUUCGACUACCUGUCCAAAUGAAUGUUCCGGACACGGAUCCUGUUAUCUAGGCAAGUGCGACUGCAUCGAUGGAUAUCAAGGGAACGAUUGUUCUAAAAGUAAAACACUUCUAAUUUUCGGACUUUUAUACUUUAGGUAUUCGAGUAGAACUAAUUUGUUAAAUAUUUGUAUUAUGUUUUAUUAUAAAGGUGUUUGUCCGAUGCUGUGUUCUAAUCACGGAAAGUAUGGUGGAGGUCUCUGCCAUUGUGAAGAAGGUUGGAAAGGUACCGAAUGCGACAUACCGGAAUCGGAUUGUAGAGUGGCCGACUGUUCGGGACACGGUAUUUGUAAAACUGGCAUAUGCCAAUGUCAACAAGGAUGGAAAGGAGAUGAUUGCAACGAAAGUACAAAAUUUAAAUUCCAAUAAAUAUUAAAAACAUUUAAACAAAAAGUCACGCCGUGUCGUAAUUAUAAUAUGCAAUUGUGUGUUUUAGUGGACUGUAUGGAUAAAAGCUGUUCCAGUCACGGUAUUUGUGUAUCCGGUAAAUGUUAUUGCAAAGCCGGAUGGCAGGGCGAAGAUUGUUCACUGAUGAAUAAGCAAGUAUUCCAGUGCCUACCCCGGUGUUCGGAUCACGGUACAUACGAUCUGGAAACGGGAGUUUGCGUUUGCAAUAAAUUUUGGACGGGACCAGAUUGUUCUCAAGGUUUUAUAAUACCCAUACGAUAUCUAAUUUCAAACCGUUGAUAACACAUAUUGAUGGUUGUUGUUUUUAUAGCUUUGUGUAACUUGGACUGCGGUUUGCACGGAAAAUGCGAUCAAGGUAAAUGCGAAUGCGACGUUGGAUGGACAGGCGAUAAAUGCGAUCAACUCCCUUGUGACGUAAGAUGUUUCGAGCACGGACAAUGUCGAAAUGGUACUUGCGUGUGUACCAGAGGAUGGAACGGCAAACAUUGUACUUUUCGUGAGUCAUUACAAACAUAAUUUAUCUGAUUAUCGACCGUUUUAUACUGCUGUAAAGGACAAUAUUAUUUUAUUGCACGCGUGGUGUGUGUUAUCGUUGUACAUAAUUAUCAAUAAUAAAAUAAUAAAGUAAAAAGAAAAUUACUAAAAUGGUUAAUACUCGUAAAUAAAUUUAGUAAACAAAUAUAUCAAUCGAAAAUAGAUACAAUUAGCUUUGAUGCUAAUAUAGACUUAGAGAUAUUAAGUGCCAAAAUAACAUUUUAAUAUAUUCAGUUUUAGAAGAAUUACAUAUAUACAAUGAUAUAAAGAAAAUAAUUUUAAAAAUAUUUUAAAUGUACAAACCUGUUUUAAAAAUAAUAUCUUAUAUGAAUAAAUUUUAGAUUAUAAAUAACUAAAUAAUUUAUAUUUCUUAACAUAUCUAUGUCUAAUAAUAACCCAUUUUAAUUAAUCUCUCUUAUUAAAAUAAAUUAAAUUUCUAUGUAAAAUGACCAAUUUGUAUAAUUUUUUUCUUAGUAUUCUUAGUAUUUCAUUCAAUUUCUUAUAUUCAUCCCCAUUUUACAUUUGUACUGUGAUAUACUUGAUAAUGAAUUUUUAAUUCGAAACCUAUCGUAUAAUACACUUAUCUUAAUACUCCAGGCGACGCAUUCAUUCAUUUAUUUAUUUUUUAUUUCUAUAUUUAUUUACUACAUGUACAUAAUUGUUUUGUCUUUCCGCAGAGGGUUGUGAAAAUGGUUGCGGAAAUCACGGGAAUUGUGUCUUGACCAACAACAUGUACAAUUGCAUGUGUCACGAUGGAUGGGAGGGAGUAAGCUGUUCGGUUCGCCUAGAAAUGGAAUGUAACGACGAGAUCGAUAACGAUGGAGGUAGGCAUCGUAAUCUCAGAUCAUACCUACAUAUUGAAAUGGGCGUCCUUGAAUAUGAUUGAACCCAGUCGUGAAAGACUUUAGGGUUGGAUUGGGAAUUAGGUUCCUUUUUAUAUUUUUGGUGAUGUAUCGGUACUGUUUUUCCCUCCUCCUCAGAUUGUCUGCUUAAUGUCACGAUCUCAUUAAAAAGACUAAAUUAGUCGCGGUUAAAAAUGUUUCACACUGUUUAGAUGGUAUGACCGAUUGUUCGGAUAGCGAAUGCUGUAAUUCACCGGCUUGUGCCGAACACAUAAUGUGUUUAGCGUCCAACGAUCCUCUUGAUGUGCUAUUGAGGAAACAACCACCGUCGGUAACCGCUUCGUUUUAUCAGAGAGUGAAAUUUUUGGUAGAAGAACACAGCGUCCAAAGCUAUGCACAUUUGGACGAGUAUAGCGAAAGGUAAGUGUUUGGUUACGUCAAUAAUAUUAUAAUACAUCUAUACAUAUUAUACUAAAAUAUACAUUACCGGUGUUUCUUUUAUCGUUGAAGGUUCAUUAUUUCACAAAGUAUUGACUUUUUUAAAAACAAAUUUUUUUGACAAUUUAAGGAACAAACAAUUUUAAAAUGUUACAUUUCCAUUAGUUUUGACACCCUUAUUUUUGUGGGGGUGAAACAGUUACGAACCUUUACUUUUAAAUUAGUAACCUACAUUGGGACUCAUAAUUAGAUUGAGUAUUAGUUUACAUACAUUUUGGUGUUAACAUUUUUGAUUUCCGUCUACCCGUUCACGACAUAUUUCAGUUUUAAGUUUAUAUCGGGAAAGUAGCAGAGUAACAUUUUUGUGGCGGCACAUUUGAUUAUUAUUCCACCACUAUACUCCUGCCUAAACUUAAAAGUGGAAUAUCUUUGAAUGCGUUGACGAAAAUCAAAAAAUAUCUCCUCCAAAAUUAAUAUUUUAUCCAUUUUAACUUUUAAUGUAGGUUACUGUUUGAAAAACAAAAGUUGAUAUCUGUUCAUCCCGAAAAAUAAGGAUGAUAAAAAAUAAUGGUAAUGUAAAAUUUAAGAGCUGAUUGUUUCUUAAAUUGAAAAAAAUGUUAAUUGAAAAAAGUCAAUACUUUACGAAAUAAUGAGUACUCAACGAUAAAAUAAUCAUUAUGUUUAUAAUAUUAUACAUAAUAUAAUAUAUUUUAAUCACUCCGUUAGAAAAGCGCAAAACUAUUCACAUGGCAAAUAUUAUAAAGUUGUUUAAAUUUAUAAAAUGAUCUAGGUUUGCCUACUUAAUGAUCACCGUCAAAUGCCCGGGCAUCGAUAAAUACUAUCCUGAUGCCAAUGUUCAGAUUUUCAGAUUCACCCUGUAUAUAUGUAAAAUUAUAAAAUUUAUAGAAAUUGCGAAUUUAAUGUUUUAAUUAACAUUCUUGUUUGAUUCGUAUAAACAUUUUAUUUUUAAAUUCUGGAUUUAAAAACUGUGGGACGUUAGUUAAAAACAUAAAUAAACCGUGAAUUCUCUACAUUUUCGAUACACGUGUAAUGUAGGUAUUUAAAAUAUGUACGGUGGUAUUAAUAACCAGUAACAAUUUAGAAAUAUUUGAACAUUAGCGUACAUAUUAUAAUAUUGCUCGUUUCAGUAAAAAAUGUAAGCACUACUAACUGCUGAAGAAGUUAAUCAUUAUAAAACUUUAUAAUUCAGUAAAUUUGUACAGGCACUAGUGUACUUCAUUUAGCAUAUCAGUUCCGUGUUUGAAAUGACCGUGGCAAAAGAAAAACCAAUAUUAUGUUUAGGUGUAUGGGACUAAAAUGGGUUUUUACCAUGGUUUUUUUUUUAUUUUUUAUUUUAUCGUUAUUUUACUUGUUUUACUUUUUUUUCUUUUUUUUUUUCAACACUGUGUUGUGUGUGUUAACGCUUUUAUUACAUAGAUAUGUCAAAAUUCCAUUGUGUACGUCUCGAAAAAAAAAUACUUGUGACUCAUUUCUUAUACUUUAUAUAUUUUGUAAUACGUAGCUGCCUGUGUAGUACCCUUUUUCUAAAUACAAAAUGUUGUUCCAAAAGGCUUGGCUUUCGGCAAAAACAAAUAUAAAUAUAUGCAUACGAAUAUAAAUAUAUAUUUAUAAUUUUUUUUAAAUAAAUAUUAUAUUCAUACGUAUAUAUUUUACGUUAUCACGUUUAUAAAUUUGUAAUAUUUACGUUAUUGUGUAACGACAAGCUUGAUAAUUUUAUCAAGAUCGAUAUUUAUCGUAAGAAAAAAAAAAACAUGCAUUACGAGAUUUUUCAAAAUGCAGGUGGAGUUCGUUAUGGUCAGCAAAAAUCAAAAUAAUAAUUUUCCACACUUAGGUAUGUAGUUUAGGGGACCAGUAUAAAAAAAUACCCGGUUAAACGUCGUUAUCGCGAUAGGUAUCAUAAAAAAACAAAAGUAAUAAAACUGAAACACGCAACACAAUUUUUAUGGGUAUACCUACAAAAUAUAAUAAUAUGAUAGGUGGUUUAUUUUUAUAUACAUAUAUUAUUUUUUUAUUUUUUUUUUUUUUAUCACGGUUUUUGAAGAUUUUUGUUUUUAUUUUAUUUCCAUAAGACAUCUUAAACAAAUCGAAUAUUCGAUAUUUUACCCGAAAACGCACGGCCGAAGUUAAUAUCUAAAUUUACCAACGAACUCCGCCAUGAUAAUAUUUAUGCGUUUGUAUACGGUUUUAGUUUUCUUAUAGAAAAUGUAAACGGGUAGGGUCGGAAAUAAUUAAACAAUAGACUUAAAUUGAAUAAAAAAUUUCUAGUUUUCGGUUUGUUUAAGAUGUUAAAAAAAAACAACUCAUACGAGUUAUACGAUAUGAUAUAAAUGUUUUUUUUUUUUUUUUUUAUACAUCUAUAUAUAAUGAUAUAUUAUAUAUAUUUUAAAAUAGUAUUUUGGUAAUAUUCCUUCUCUUUUUUCUUUCUCUUUUUUUUUCUAUUGUCCGUCCUCGUACACUUCAAAACGAAUAUGUACCAUAGUGAAUUUUGGAACUCCUUUACGCCUGGGUAAGUUUAUAAUGAAAAAAAAAAAAUUAUAAAUUGUAAUUUUGUUUUUGGUUUUUUUUUUUUUUUUUAAUAUUUCAUAAAGCUUGUAUUGGUUUAUUUUUGUCUGACAGCACAUAGUCAGAUUGCUCAUUAUCAUAAUAAUAUUUUGUUCUCAUUUUGGUAAAUGAUUUACAAAAAAAAAAAAAAUAAAUAAUAUAUUAUAUACUAAUAUAAUAAUUGAUUAACAAUAUAUGUAUAAAUAUAUAUAUAAUAUAUUAUAAUAUUAUAAUUUGUUGUUUAAGAAAUUAUUAACCCAGAUUAUUGAUAUAUAUAUAUAUAUAUAUAUAUAUAUAUAUAUAUAUAUAUAUUUUAUAUAUAUUUAUUUAUUUUUUUUUUUUUUUUUUUUUUGUAACAUCAACAAGAAUGAGUAGAUAAGUUUGACGCCUAAUAUAUCAAUAACACACUCCUACCUCCACCCCCGUUCUGUGUUUAACAUAAAUAUUAUUUAUAUAAAUGAAUGUUAUAAACGGAUUUAUAUUUUAGAUUAUAAAAGUGCAAGGUAACAGCAUGGGAAUUAUAUUUGUUCGUAUAUAUAAUAUAGUCGACGGGAUAAAAAAAAAAAAAGGAAAACAACAGUAAAACUCCACCUGCAAAAUUUUAACAUAUUAAAUAACAUAAUGAAAUAAACAGAAAAAACACAACAUCAAUACAUUAUUUAUUGCGCUUUUGACCAAACGAAAAAAAAUAUCGUAUAACAAGUUUGGUUUUAUAAUAUAAUACACAAUUUGAUUAGCUUAUAUUUUAUUAUAAGUACUUAUAUAUAAUAACUAUAACAGAUAACUAAUCAGCUGAUGCUCCUGCGAUAUGUUUAUCCAGUUUCGUAUAUAUAUAUAUAUAUAUAUAUAUAUUUAUAUAUAUAUAUAAUAUACACACUUAUACAGGUAUCUGCAAUUUUGUUUUGUGUUAUAUUAUGUAUCUCUAUAAAUACAUAUAUAUAUAUAUAUAUAUAUAUAUAUAUAUAUAUAUUUAUAUAUUAUUAUAAUUUAUGUGUCGUCCAGUAGUAUAAUUUAUUAUUAUUAGCAUAAUAUUAGGCAUUAGAAGCAAACAUAUUUUUUAGCACUGAUAUAAUUAUAAUUAUAAUAUUUUGUUUUAUAGGUUAUAUUAUUUAUCUAAAUUUUUUUUUUUUUGAAACAUAAAUACGACCGAAAAUUUCACCUAUCUAUAUAUUAUUGAAUAAUGACGGAUGAAGCAAGAGUACCGCAACUAGGAAAAAUGUCGGGGGAGGAGGUCACUCAUAUUAUAAAUUCAAUUACUGUCUACUAUUUAUAAGAACUAUAAAAAAUAUAUCGAAAUAACCAAUUCGGGGAGUGGAGUAGGGAGUACAUGCCCUCCCAGUUCCUCCCCCUGUUUAUUACCGUCAUGAUUAAAAAUACCGUAAUUUAUUGAUAUUCACUUCAUAAUAAUAUAUUCACCGUCAUAUUAGUGUAUUUUGUCAGAAUCAAUAUUUUUCAUUUAUUCUAUUUUUUUUUUCCAAAUACAAACACACAUAUUACAUUAAUACAAAAAAAAACAACCUCAAAAUCGAACAAAAUAUAAAAACCUAAUCAAUUAUUAUUAUAGUAUACCAUGCUGCUGCCUUAAACUUUUAAAACUAAAACGCGUAGUAUACCAACAACUUGGGCAGCUUUCGGCAAUAAUAAUUAUUUCUCGAAAAACCAUACGAUUUCCCGUAAAAAAAAGAAAAACAAUCACAAUAACAUUGUAAACAUAUUUUUUUUUUAUUUGUGUUGCCCAGCACUUUGUUUGUAUAUUAUAAAUAAUUAUUUUCUCGAAUUUAUACACACGCGUAAAAUAUUAUGAAUAAGUUCCUAUUUUAAUUCAAGACAGUCGCACGGUGGCAUUUGUCGUCUAGUGUGUUUUUGUUUUUUUCUAAACGGGCAGUAUAGAACAAAUACAUUUAAGUUAAACAAACGGAAAUACCUUUAAAAUCGGGUUUAGAGAUAAAAAACCUAUUUAUAUAGUUUGUAGACAAUAAUAUAUUUGAAGACUACCUCAUCAGCGUAUUUUUUUUUCCUUAUUAAUCCGUAGAUUGUUUGAACGGUGCACUCUGAUCAAUUCGUCUUACUGCUUUACCCGUAGUGACUUCUUCCUUAGCUCCUGUAGUAUAUAUUUUUCACAUCCAGCAUAAUUUGUUAUAUGCCUUGGUCUUCCUAUUUAUGGGUUCCCCUCAACUUCCACGUUCGCUUCCGAUAUAGAACUACUAUCGUUCGCCAAUGACAAAACCUCUUUAAACAAAGGACUUUAAACAACCUUAGUCAGCACCAGAUAUCGAAAACAUCUAUUAUUUACCUUUGGCCCGCCUUCAUGAAUCUGACCCAUACAACAAAACACACCGCACCGCGAGGUCAUUUACAAAUAAUUGUUUAACAAGCGUAUUUUUUGUUUUGUUAUCUAUAAAAUCGAUUUUAAAAAGACAUGUCCGUUUAAUAUACCCAAACACGUAUUUGCUAAUAUUGCUCGUCAGAAAUACGAGCGACGGCAAACGCCAUUGCCCGACUAUACCUCUUAAACCGUUGACCGUUUCGCAAAAUUAUAUUGAUAUCGUGUUACAUUUGAUAUUUAUAUUUUAUUUUUUAAGUUGAUGUUGGAUAGUAUACUUACGAUUAGUUUUGAAUUCAUAUUUUGCAUAUGUAGAAUAGAAAAACAUUUUUUUUACAUAUUUAUUUAUUUAAUAUAUUCGGGUCAAUGCGAUUCCCUAAGCGUAUUUCCAAGAUCGAACUGAAACCUAGUAUUUUCAACGUACCAAUUUCCUAUAUUUACUGGAUAAACAAAUGUACAUACGACGUGUAGGUUCGUUGCGCGCCGUUGUAGAUUAGUUCUACGUAUUAAAAUAAAAAAACAUUUUAAAAAAACUGAUAUUUUUGCAUGUAAGGUUGUCUCGAAAAAACGAAAGAAAAAACAGCACAUAAUUAAUUAUAAUUAUUGUUUUGAUUAAACAACACUUUGCUUAUAUGUCUAAUUUAUGCUUUUUUUAUGUAUUUAGUUUGCUUUCUGCAUGCAAACGCAUAUUUUAAUACGACAGUAUGUUAUUUACUAAAAUAAAAUUUAUAAAAAUAAUUUUUUUUUUCUUUAAUUGUUAAAUAAAUCGUUCGUGUAAAAAAAAAACAACACAUGUAAAAAUAAUAACAUAAUGAAACGACUGGUAAAAAAAAAAAAAAAACGAUAAAAACCAAUUUAUUAUUAUUUUUUUUUUUUUAACAUACUUACAAAUUGACAAUACUAUAUUAUAUUCUCGUGAAAAUUUCCAAUCGUAUCGUUUUAUUUUUUUUUUUAUCUAAUUAUAUAAAAUAUAAUAAAAGCCAAAAAGCCGAAUUGGAAAUAAAAAUCAACUCUAUAAUAUUCUAGCGCCUGUAAAUGUUGCUUACUAUUAUUAUUAUUUUUAUUAUUUAUAUAUAUAUAUACAUAAUUGUGGCGUCUUUUGUCUUCUGAUUUUUAUUUACAUUAUUUUUUUACGUUUUUUUUUUUCCAAAAUUACUUUAGUUUAACAAAAAUGUUCCAUUGCUUUCAGUUUUUUUUUCUCGCGUAUUGUUCGCCAGCCCGACGUUUUAUGAUUCCGUCACACGAUCAUAGGCGUUUUCGUAAUACUAUAAUAUUAUAGUUUUCAUAAACCUCAAAAUCACUGUUAGUAAUAUCGUACAUUCCGUGAGAAAAAAUAAAAAUAAAAUUAAUAAUUAAAACACACCUACUCGUUUUGUUCGAACAUUUUCCACUGUUCGGAUAUAAAUAUCAAGUAGGUAUUGUAAGACAAAAAUAUAAAUGUGCAUUUUUUUUUUAUUCAGCCUUUAAGUUGGUCUACAUUUCUAUUAUAAUCCAUCGUUAGCCUUUUUUUUUUUUUUUAGUUUUUUAGUUUUUUAGAAGUAAUGAAUCAUAUUGUUUCAUUUGUCCUUCAUUAUGCAUACGAGUUACUUUUAUCAUGCAACUGUUUUGGGUGUCUCGGUGCACGUACGAUCAUUUUCCAACGCCUCGCUUGAAUUGCAUCCACAAACGUACUCGUACUUUUUUCUUUAAAAAUAAUUUUUAGUAACUAUUCACUCUCGUUCCCACAUUAUCCAUCUUUUGUUUUCAAUAAAUAUCAUCAACAAAUUCAAAUUGAUUUUGCUUUGGGUAUGUCAUUAAAUUUAUGACCUACGUUUCAUAUCUAUAUAUCGCUAUACUCCAAGCACAUGUUUUCGAAAGUGACUUCUUAGUUAUUAAGAUGUACAAAUUUUGACUAAAAUUAUAUUUAUCUUUUACUAAGAGUUAAUAAUAACAUGUACCUAGGUACAACCUUGUAAUUAUGAUUUUUAAUAAUUACGUCAGUAUAUUAAAUUAUAACAUGUAAAAUAUUACGAUUGCGCGUAUUAUGCAUUUUUUAUAAAAUACUUUUAGAUUCUGAGUGUAGCGAACAAUGUUUUGGUUUUACAAAGAUGUUUUUUUUUUCCUGUGGACAACUUUUCUACCAGCAAUUUUGCUUUCGACUUUUAAUGAUAUCAAUUUUUCUAAUAGGAAAUUUUACUGAGGUGUUACUUUAAAGAGACCGUUUUUCGGUUUUUUCCUGAAUUUUCUAGCAAAUAUGAAAAAUUGGGAAAAAACAUAGGAAAACCGGGAAAAACGUAGGAAAAUCGGUACAACAAACAACUAUUAUUAAAACAAAAACAAAAUGUGCAUGUAAUUAUUUUACUAUAAUAUGACAUACAUAUUAUUGACAAAGCAUUACUAUCAACUGAACUCCGCUUUGAAUCGUUUUUUCAUUAACAAUGGCUUAUCGUUGCUUACCGAUUACAUUAAAUUACCUAUAGCAGUGGAUGCACCUAUCCUCAUUAUCUUAGGACAGCUUUUUGUUUAAAUGUAAGAAAGUUUUCUUCUAUCCCCGUUGAAGUGGAGUGUUAUUUAUUUUUAAUAAUAUUAUCCUAAUAUUAUCGCUAAUAAUAAUAUUUAUCCUUUACUAAAGGCUGAUGUACAUGGUAAUCAAUUGGCGUACUAGUCGAUGUUGCCAGUUUCUGAAUGCCAGUGACUGAUAACGUGUAAACCUGUCAGUUGAAGGCAAAGCCAGCGAAGAACUAGCGUGCCAGCAGAUGUCAACGCCAGUCACACAAAUAUUUUUGUUCUAUUGGCGGUUUGACUUUCUAGUUAUCUGAAAACUGUGCACUACUUGAAUUGGUAGCACACUAUAACUAUACUAGUAGUUGGUAGUAGUAAACGACGGGUGCCAGUAAUUCAGCAAUUCCAGUUGCCACACGCCAGUGACCUUUCAGUUAGCAUACCACUAAAUGGCAACGUGUAAAUCAGCCUUAAGAAUUAAUAAUAACUCGGACAUAGGGACAGUUUUUGAAUUAUGGUUUGCGGUAAUUGCGUUUGUGUAUUCAAUUUGGUUUACCGUUUUCUUCUAUUUAUUUCCUUUGCCAUACGUUAGUUUUUCAUUAAAAGUUACCACUUUAUGAUAUAAUUGCAGAAUAUGAGUUUCAAUACCUUGUAAAAUUGUGUUGGGCAUAUUAUGUUUUUCUAAAGUGUCACAUAAAUACGUUAAUUUUAUUAUAAAAUCACUAUCAAUAAACUUGUUGGAAUAAUUAUGACUUUCUUUAUAAAAAUAAAUGUAAAGUUCUUAUCUAAGUUCUGACACUCUACUCUCUUACUCAGAAACUCUUACGAGAAUGUUACCAUUUAAUAGCCAUCUAGAAUUACAAUAAAAUAGUAACGCAGUAUGCUGUGCUCCCAUUUCUUCAGAUAUCUUUUUAAAAAAUCUUACUUUAAUAUAAUUUUAUUAGUAUUUCAUGUAAGAUACCUAUUUAAUGACGGAUUCAUAUUUUGUGUUUCUAAUGAUACUCGAUGAAUAAGAUAAUGAUUAUGAUUAUGAUUAGAUAAUGAUUCCAUAUAAUUUCUGAAUUUUUUUAUCGUAUUAUAGCUUGAAUUCCACCAUAGUGACCAGCCAAAGUUCGAGCUCCGCCUGGAAUAUUAUAAAACAAAUAUCGAUAAACAAUACAUUUUUUUUAAUAAAAAAAUCACAUAGUCGUGAAAAAAUAAAAAUAAAUCUUUUAUUUUAUCAGUUAGUUUUAAUGCAACUCGUGGUUUUUCAGUUUCAGAUAUCAGAUCGGGUAAUUUAACGGGUUCUGAGUGGUAUAAAAAAUCGGAAUUUGCGAUUACUUACAAAUGUGUACAAAUAUAAUAACAAUAUUAUUACUGUAAUAUUUUUAAUGAAAUUCCAAAUUAGAAGUGCUAAUGUAAUGGACCCCUUUAUUGACCCAUUUUUAAUGUAGUUCGGAAUUAAGAAAGAUGUUUUUUAAAUUUUUCUUGUAAUUUUUUUAUUAAAUAAUUUGAUAAUUUUUCUGUGGAUAACUUUCUACCAGCAAUUUUGCUAAGGUUUUCAAUGAUAGCACGUUUUCUGGAAGAAAAUCAGAAUGGGAAGAUACCUUAGAGAGAAAUUUUUUUUGAUUUUCCCAGGAGUUUUCCCAAUGAAUUGAAAAUUGAAAUUUGGAUAUAAAACUUAUAUUUACUUACUAAUAUAUAUAUUUAUGCUUACAAAUGCGAUAUUUUAUUAUUUUUGUGUAUUUGGGUUAGGUCCAUAAGUACGUAUUUCGCGUUUUGACUUAAUUUUCCAUUAAGAAUAACGACCCGGAUUGAAGAUAAUAUUAUUAUAGAAAAUAGAAUUUACUACCAAUGCACGUUAUUCAUAAAUACAUAAUACUUAGCGAUAUAAUUCAUUAUAUACGUGAACUUAGUAGAUUUUACCUUCGAUGUUUUUGAAUAUAGAUUAACUAUUAUUGAAAAUUAGACUAUUUUUCAUUGGAACGAAUAUAAAGUAUAUACAAAUAAAACAAAAAAACAAAAAAACAAAAUAGGUAUAGUGUUUAUAAUACUUUGGGUCAAAUAUUCAAGCAUCAUUAGGUGAUGACAGCAGCUGUCGAAUUUAUUACUGUAAAUAAUGGGAUGGAUACAUUUCCGAAAUCAUGGAAUAAAAAAUUAAAACCAAUUGAUUGCGCAACAUAAUGCUAUCCUUAACAAAAUCCAAACAAAAUCUAAAAUCCAAUGGAGAGGUUAAAAUUAAAUUAAAUGUGCAAAAGUGUAUGAAGUAAAUUAAGUAUUUAUUUAUAUAUAUGAACUCUCUGGUUUAAUAUUCCCAUGUAAAUUCAAAUAAUAUUGAGUUGACUCUUACGAACAUGACACAAAGACUACGAAUUGUCUACAUUUGAAACAAAUUUAAAUGCAAAUUACGAAAUAAAACUAGAGCUAAAGAUUAUAAUUAAAAUAUAAUAACAUGUAUUUAAAGUUUAAAACGAAGACAUUUUAUCCGAAAAUAUUGUUGUUAUUCACUACCUGCACCUAUUCAAAUUGACAAAGAUUUUCCAACGGUUGUUUUUAUUGUUUUUAAUCAUUUUAUUUAAAAUUCUAAGUAUGUAGCAUAUUAGUUAAUAAUAUUUUGAAUAUUAUAUCGUUUUAGAAAGAUAAAACUAAUUUUAAUUUUGUAAAAAUUAAAAUAACUAAAAAUGUAUAGAUAACUUAAUAGUAAAAAGAGAAAGGUAAAAUAAUGGGAAUGGGUAUUAUAUUAAUAUGAUAUUAAUCAGCCACUGAUGUAGGUGAGAAGUUGAGAAGGUAGAGUAUAGACAGGAAUUUAAUGUAUAUCUGUAAGCAACAAUAAACCAUUGCUUACGAAAACACGAUUCUGAACGCAGUUCAGUUGAUAGUGAUGCUUUUUAAACAAUAUAUAUGUCAUUUUAUAGUAAAAUAAUUAAAUAGGCUUUAUAUAUUUUCUUUAAUAAAAUCUGUGUAAUAUUGUACUGAUUUUCCCAGUUUUCCUACGUUUAUCCAGGUUUUCCCAUGUUAUAUCCCGGUUUUUCAUAUUUGUUGGGAAAACUUCUUACAAAAUUGAAAGUUUAAAGUUUCUCGCCGGUGAAAUUUCCUUUUAGAAACAUUGCAAAAUUGCUGAUAGAAAAGUUGUCCAUAGAAAAAGAAAUUGUAAAUUAUAUUUAUUAUACUUCGUAAAUCUUUCUGUUUUUUUUUUUUUGAUUUUUUGCAUUUAAUGAGAAAACACUUGAGAAUCUUGAAAAAGGAACUUCCUAAGUACCUCUCCACGCCUUUUAGAAAAGGCGCUACACGUAGAAAUUCAAUCAAAUCUCCUGGUAGAAAAGUUGCGCACAAAUAAAAAUAAACAUUUUUGUAAAAUCAUAAGUUUCUUCGCUCCACUUUUGUUUUUUUUGAACAGACGCACUUUAUCAGAUAACUAAAAUCAAUACGUACACUUGUAUACCUACUGUUUCCAUGUUAAACACGUGCAUUCUUAAUAUUUUUAUUGUUGACUAUUAGUAACAUCGAACAAAGAAUAUUUCUUUACGGAACCGUACGAUAUUAUUUUUAGGAACCAUGCAAUCGUAUUUUACCCUUUAUAAUAUUAAAAAUAAAUGAUCGUAACUUAUUACUAUAUAUCCCGAGUUAUAAGUGGGUACACUCAUUAUCUCGGAAAGUUAUACAUUUUUUUGAAUUUAUUUUCUAGAACAUUUAAGAACAAGCUGCUCUACAAUUUUAUAUUUAUGUUAUUUUUUGAAUUAAAACUACUACUACGUACUUUUGAUUUUGAAGUGGCAACCUAUAUUAAAAAAUCCAUGUAUAGACGGAGUAGGUAUUAGUUAAAAUACAUUUAAGUAUUGAAAUUGUUAAUUUCCGUCAAUCCAUUGACGAAAUAUUCCACUUUUAAGUUUGGGUUGGAAGAGAGUAGUGUAGUAUCAUGUGUGGCAGUACAACACGUAGCGUGUUAAUAAUGCACAACUACUUUCCUAUAUGAACCAAAUUAAAAGUGGGAUAACUCGUCAACGGAUUGACGGAAUUCAAGAAUGUCAACACUAAAAUUUAUUUUAACUAAUACCCCAUCUAUUUAUGGAAUUUUUAAUGUAGGUUGCUGUUUAAAAAUCAAAAUUCAGUAAUGGUUUACCCCCAAAAAUCAGAGUGACAAAAAAUAAUAUAAAUAUUAAAUUCUAGAAAAAGUUAAUACUUGCUGAGAUAAUGAGUGUACCCAUUUAAAUAGAUCACCUGGUAUAUAUAUAUAUUUUUUUUUACUACUUAUAUCUAACUCAUUGUUCAAAUUUAUAAUCUUUAUGAAUUAUGAAUUUAUGUGUGGUCUGAUCAAUACUUUGGACUUAUGAGUUUUUACUCUCUUAGUAUAACUAUGCAAUUAAAAUUAUGACUCACUGCCAAGUCAAUUUCAAUAUACUUAAUAUUGUUCUACGAAAAGGCCUAUGAUGUGACGAAUGAAAUUACCCUAUAAAUUAUAAUUUAAUAAUUACCGAAUAAAUACUAUUAUAUUUAAAGCAUACAUAAUUUAUUUUAAACGCGUAAUUAAAUGUCGAUAAAAUUUGAAUAUUUAAACAUUAUAACUAUUUAGAUUCAAAAUAAAUACCGAAUUCGUGGUCAAUUUUCAUUUAACAUUAAUUAUUGUUUAAAUUUUUAUUUCAUUUUUAUUACAUAAGUUUAUUAUUGAUGACCAACGUCGUUUGUUAAUUCGGUAUGCCUAAAUAAUAUAAUCAUAUUUUUAUUUUAUUGUAAAUGUUUCUCUUUAGACGUGUAUCCGUAGUGCGAGGUCAAGUGUUAUCACCACAAGGUUUGGGCAUUAUAGGCAUUAGGGUUUCGGUGGACCGAGACUCAAGGUUCGGGUUCACGUUGACCAGAGCUGGUGGAUGGUAGUUACAAUAAAAUUAUUAUAAUAAUAUCAUGGUUUUUUAUUUAUAGAUAAGGUGUUUACGAAUUCGAAGAUAAGGUGACACUUCACAACCUGUUAAACAACGAAUUCUUAUAAGUUAAUGAUCAUUUUGUUACCGUACCUGAAAAAAAAAAAACAGAGAACUUCGUCGAAUUUGCUACCCAUCAAUAUUUUAUAUAUUACUAUGAAUUAAGAUACACAGGAUGCUGAACGAGAGCUAAUCAGUCGAAGAAAAAGUUUCUAAAAUCUACAGUAACAUUUAAUAAACUAAAACAGUGGUACCAUUUUAGAAAAAUUAUUGAAAAAAGAAAUAAUUGUGUAGGAAGUAUAUUUGUGUUGUCUUUGUUUUUGUAUACUGAAGAAUUAUUAUACAAAAUUAGUUUAGAAUUAAUUCACCGUAACCAUUUAGUGCCACAAGUUAAACUAAGGAUAAUUGGAAACCACGGUCUAAUAUAUAGGUUGCGCAACUCGCAAACCUUAUGGGUAUAUUUAAUUAUGAAUUUGGUCAGUCAGAUAGUACUUAAAAUGCCAUGUAGUUAGUUUUCAAUUUAUAGUUGAAUGCUAUUCAUAAUAAUACGUAGUAAUGAUUAUUAGGUCUAUAGUUAAAUAUAUUUUAUAGUAUAAUUUUUUUCGUGAUUAAACUUAUCAUUUGUUCUAUUCUAGUAGUUUUCUUUAAAGUAAAAUAAAAUUUGUUUAUAUUUUUUUUAUGUUUCAGUGUUUCACAAUACCAUUUAAAAAUUUUCCUCGACUAUAAUAUAGUUCGUUCUUUUCAAAGAACUAUUCUUAAUAGUGCUCAAAAAAAGUGUAUUAUAACAUACAGUGCGAUGUUUAUUUACAAAGCCAACGAAAGACAAAGAUAAUAUAAUAUUAUAUAUAUAUAUAUAUAUAAUAUAAUAUUAUAUAUAUAUAUAUAUAUAUAUAUGGUAAAUAAAUAUAUAAAUAAAACAUUUAUAUAUAUAAAAAAUAAAUAAAUGAAUAAAUGCGUCGCCUGGAAUAUUAUGAUAAGUUUAUUAUACAACCGGUUUUGAAUUAAAAAUUCAUUAUCAAGUUUAUCAUAGUCAAAAUGUAAAACGCGAUUUAUAAAAAAUUAAAUGAAGGAAUAAAUAGAAAAAAAAUUAUACAAAUUGAUCGUUUUACAUAAAAAUAAUUUAUUCUAAUAAGAGAGAUUAUUUAAUAUGGGUUAUUUUUAAACAUAGAUAUGUUUAGAAAUAUAAAUCAUUUGGUUAUUAAUUAUUAUCUAAAAUGUAUUGAUAUAAGAUGUUAUUUUUAAAAUCGUUUUGCACGUUUUUUAUUUCAUUGUGUACAUUAUGUAAUUUUUUUAAAACGGAAUUAAUGUAAAUUUUAUUUUGGGUAUUUAAUAUCUCUAAGUCUGUAUUAAUAAUCAAAGCUUAUAUUAUGGUUAUUUUCUUAAACAUGUUUAGCGAAAUUUGAAUUAGGGGCAGUCUUUUUUAAUUUUAUUACAGAAGCAUGUUCUUUGUAUCUUAUUUUGAAAUUCCUAUUAAUCUUAACUAUAUAAAAUUUAUUACAGUUAAAUUUAGGUUUAUAUAUCCUAGCAUUUUCAAAAGAAGGGGGAUGUUUUGUGAAGUUUUUAGUUCUAUUGUUUAUAUGUUUGAUAAAAUUAUUAAUAGUUUUAAAAGCGAUGUUUACAUUAUUUGUAUUAUUCAGAAUUUUAACGAAUUUGUUAAACAUAUUAUUUUGAUAUUUCACACUUCAAUAAUUAACAAAAUUAUUUGGUGAGUUCUGUAUUAUUUUUUCUGUAAUAUGUUUAUGAAUUUUUUUAAUAGCAUAUAAAUUUAAAUUAUUUCUAUGGGCUAUAUUAUUAAAUAAUAUUGAGUUCGUGUUGAUGAUUAUUUGUAUUUAUUGGAAUACGUCCAAGUCUAUGGAAUAUUGAAUUGAAAAACGAUACCUUUUUAAAAAGAAGGGUGAUUAGAAUCGUGAGGUAUAACAUCAGAUUGUAUAGGUUUCCUGUAAAUACUAAAAUUAAAUUUUCGUAUAAUACACUUAUCAUAAUACUCCAGGCGAUUAAUGAAAUAAUAAAAAAAAAAGUACUAGCGUAUAACGCUUGUUAAGUUUAAUCAAAUAUAUAGAUAUCGUAUUUUUUUAAAUCGGACCUUUACUUUAUGCUUUACAAAGAAAUACACUAAAAGCAUAACACUUCAUAGUCAAGUACAAAUACGCACUUUAGCUGUAAUAAACAUACUAUCAAUAUUAUGAUAAUAUAUGGCGCUGAUAGUAUUUUUUACUGUCUUAUUUAUCAGUAUGUAAUGUUAUAAUUUAUGUUGUGAUAUAAGCGAGUUGCUGACCUGUGUAUAAGACCGUGUUGAAAACUUUCGGACCGCCAAAAUACUGAUAAAAUGCAUUCGUUCGAUAUCCUGUAUAUCUUAAUUUUUGAAUAACUAAUUUUUCUAAUGGCUACGAACCCUACACAAUAAACGUACCUUACUAUAGAUAGCAAUUGUAUGUUAAUACACAAUUUGUAAAUCGGAAUAUUAAUCUCAAUGUCGAACAAGCCGCACAAAAAAGAAAAUAACUUACUGGAAUUAUUUUAAUUUUGGUGUUCAAUGUAUUUCAAUACAUUUUGUAUUUUAUUUUAAACACUAGUCAUUUCUUGUACUAUCAUUUCUUCGAUCAUUUGUAUACGGUUAGAAGUUUUAUUUAAAAAAAAAUAUUGUAAUUCAGCUAUUCGACGUGGCCAAAUCGUAACCACCUUAUCUAUAUAUUCACAGAUUACAUAUAAUAAUAAGUAUGAAACCAGAUGGAUCCAAAUAAAUGACCUUCUUGAAAUAAGUAUGAUAAAUAAGUAAAUUAAUAUAAUAAUUAAUAAUAUUGUUGAUAAUGACAUCCAAAUAAUUGGAUACAAACAAUAAAGCGUGGUCUUUACUUUAUUCACUUUAUCAUAUUUGUUGAAAUAAAAAUAUAGAUAGGUAUAUAUAUAGAAUUUAUAAAGAUAAAUGAGUUUAGGUAUUGAUUUUAGAAUAUAUAGAUAGCUAAUGGCAUCAUCUCAGAGGGGUAUAUGAUAGUACGGACUUAGCGAACCCAGGGGCCACAAGCACUGGUGAAAAGCUCAGGUUGAUGAUUCCAGAAACCAUAUCUGUAGGUAGGAGAAAUUUACUUUAAGUUAACAAUACCAUUCUCCUUAUUUGAGGGGAUUAAAAUACUCCAAUGGUACCUCUACUUGUCGUUACAGGUGACAAAUGGGGUUCAACAGCCGGUGUAAAAUUCUGUCAAACAGUAUGAAGAGUUCUAAACAAGCCCCAUCUCGGAUGUACAUGGGGAUAACACGUGAGAGGAGAUACAUGAUGUAUGUUUGCAGAUGCUUUGAUAGGAGAAAAUCUGUAAUAAGUUAACAAGACAAUACCAGGCAGCUAACGAAAAUAAGUGGUUAUAGGUGAGGUCGAGGGUUACUUUGGAGAGAACCUAAGAUCUUUUGUACAAAAUAACGGUGUCUUUCAUAAGAAUGUGAAACAUAGAUUUAAGUGUGGUUGAAUAAAAAGGAGAGAAGCGGCAGGUGUUUUAUGUAAUAAGAGAAUUUCAAUGAGAAUUAAAGUUAUAUUCUACAAAAGUGUGGUAAGACUACCUAUGUAGUAUGUUUUGUAGCAUUGGGUGGUAGAUAGUAAAAUAGAACAGAGAAUGCAGCGAUGAGAAUACUUAAGUGGAUGAGUGAAGUGACAAUAGAAGAUAGGAUAAUGAAUGAGUACGUAAGUGGUAGUUUGGCAUGUCUUCGAUAGUAUAAAAUAAUGAGAGAAAAUAGAUUGACUUGAUUUGGGCAUGUCAUGAAAAGAGUAGAAUCAGAAGCAGUGAGAAUUGUAAUGAAAUUAACGUAAAAGGAAAAAGGUGGAAAAGAAGGUUCGAAAAAGUAGUUUGGAUGUGAUUGAGAAUAAUACGAAGACCGCCAGUAUAUGCGAGAUGGGAGAUAGGCUAAGUGGAAGUUUAGAACAAGGGUGGCCGACUCGAAAUAGUUGGAAUGAAGGCGAAUGUAAAUUGAGUUCAAAUUGAAUUUAUCGUUUUUUUUAAAACCGGUAAAUUGAGUUCCUCAUAUAAAUAUCAAAUCCAUAAAUCGAGUUCCUCGUAUAAAUUAGUUACAAAAUUAGUAAAUUGAGCUUCUCGUACGAAAUAAAAGCAGUCGGUAAAUAAAUACAAAAUUCUCCAGGAGUAACCAAGAAUUAUCGGCAUGCCAUUCAGUCGGAACGCAUCUAUGUCGAUUGUUACCUUACGUAACAGUUAGGUAAAACGUAUUGUAUUUGAAAAAUAUAUCAAUCAUAAUCAUAUCGAUGACUAUGCGGGGUGCAAUUUAUGACUAGACUAGUUUUCAAAAUUAUGUGUUUAUUCGUAUUAUUUAAACCACACAUCCAAAUAUUUAUAUUUUUGUUGAUGCACUUAAAGGACUCUAAUUAAAUACGUACAUUUAAGUAAAAAGUAAAGAUAUGAAUAAAAAGUCAAAACACAAUAUUGAAAAUAAGAAUAUAUUUAAAGAAAAAAUGAUGAAGUACAAGAUUAAUAAAAAUAUCUAGACUUGAAUUUAUAUUAUGAUUGUAUUACUUAAAUAUUUACAUACCUGUUUAAUAUUGUCACAACUAUCAUUAUCAUUAUUGGUAUUAAUGUAUAAUGUAUAAUUGUUACUUUACUUUUGGACAAAAUAUUAAUUAUUUUUGCUGACAAUAUUAUUUAUUUUUAUUAUUCAUACGAGGGACUCAGUUUAUCUAAACGUAAUUAAAUGGGGCUCAAUUAAUCAAAUCCCGAUAGCCCAUGACAUCGGGAUAUUUGGUGUCUAAAAUUAUAGUUAUGUUGUAAGAUAGUAUAGCUAUAUUCAAUAAAUUUUUUUUUUCUUAAAAUAAUAAUUAUUUAUCAUAUUGACGACACGAUAAUGCGGUUGCCUGUUAUCUAUGUGUAAUUAGUUUAUUUGUGCAUAUAAAUAAACACGAUAAGUACUAUCAUUUUAUUAUUUCAAAAAUAUUUCCAAAUUGAAAUUGCAUUCAAAUGAUCAAACAACUUUUUUAGUAAAAUCCAAAUAAUUCUAAUUAAUAGUUGUUGCGGAAUUUUUAAGUUUUAACUAAUUUAUUACAAAAUAUUUAAAUAUGAUAAAUUAAUAGACGAAUAGUAGGAAUAUAAAGAACUAGAAAAAAGUUUACGUAUUAUUAUUUCAACAUCCCUAAUAUUUUGGAUUUAAUUUAUUUAAUAGAUAUUGGUUAGACUAUACGAGGUAUUAUAGUUGUAUUAAAACGUAUUAAUUGUAUUAAUAAAAAAGGUAGAUCCAGCAUAUAUAUAUUUUACGGUCUUGCUAUUUGCCAUUGGCUAUAUUAACACAAUUAGCAAGCUAGAUUAUAAUUUUUAUUUUGUUUGAUGAUUUACUACAGGUUGACAAUAAUUAUCUGGUAUAACUGAUAAUUGUUAACAAAUACAACAACUAUAGAUACAAAUAUUGAAAACUACAUGGUAUAAAACUGCUGAAGGACUCAUCCAGUAAAAUAUUUAUAAAGAUAUUUUAUAAUAUUAUUGUUCUAUCCUUUUCACUGCUAUGCCCACAUAUAUGUGGACAAGAAAAUAUAGCCUAUAAAAAAAACGGGAAAAUUGUUAUAGAUUGUGUUAUGAUUUACACACGUCUCUGAAUUCAACGGUAUUUUCAGAAGUAUUCUAUAUUUCCAACCUCUUGGGGGUUUUCAAACACUAGAUUCAUAUUAUUGUAUAUUCAUGGUUGUAAUUUUUUUGUUUACAAAGCACCUUGUUUGUAUAUUUGUAGUGUUUGUUUUAAAGAAAACAACAAACCAUUUUACAGACAACACCAUAAACUAUAUUAUAAUAAUUUAAUAUAAGCGUUAGUGCAUUGCGCAAGUUUAGAAGCCCUUGGCCGGCAGAUUUUCAUUGAGCUAUAAUUUUGUAAGUUUUGGUUCAAAUUUUUUUUUUGAAUUUUCUCAUUUUUAGAAUGUUCAAAUCUAUCAGUGUAAUAAUAACAAUAAUGUAAUUAAAAUGUUUUUAUUUUUUUCAUAAAUUUUCAGAAUAGGGCACAAGCUUUUGUGAUUUUGGUACUUAGCAGUGAAAGAGCUAUAAUUAGUUGAGUGAUGAAAAUGAUAUUAUAGUACUUAUUGCAUUUUCUAAUAGAAUGAUUACAUUAACAUCGCACGAUUAGUUACCUCCCUUCACAGCUCGUCUAUCUAUGACGGCAGUUAGGACUUGUAUUUCGCCUUACUAUGACUGAGUAACCCCGCUGUUGCUGGCUGACAACCGUAGUGCUACAUAGGAGCGGAUGACUUUUAAUCGGUCCCCACAUUUAAUCAUAUCCGAUAUGCUUAUCUAUAUAUUCUAAAAUCAAUGAUUUAGAUAACGUAAUUAUUCAGCGAAAAUGAUUAAUCAGAAAACCAAUUAUGAUAAUUAUCAAAUAUAUUAGAUAAAUGUUCACGGAAUAAUUUAUAUUAUCUAUUCCAUAACAAAUAUUAGGCCUUUCCCUAAUUAAAUCAUGCAGAUAUUUUGCCGUUAAACACAAUAGCCAACGUGUCAACACACACAGUUGCAUAUCUUGCAUAUCUAUUUUAUACCACAGAAUUUAACUUCGACACAAUCGGCGGUGAAAUCAGUAUAAGCGAGUGUAUUAUUAUUUUCGGGCCGAAAUUAAUUUUCUGAUAUCCAUCUGGUUUUGUACGAGAACUGAUGCUAACCAAUCAUCGGGUUCCCAAACUCAACCGUCAGCAUUGCGAUUGCGUGCCCAUCAGGUUUGACGUGAUGGUCAACGGCGGUGAGGCAGUCACUUUGCAGUUUCAACGGAGCCCAUUCAGACCACAGACCAAGACACUUUACGUGCCUUGGAACCAGAUUGUUUCCCUAUCGCCGAUAAAAAUGACUCUACAUGAAGAAAUGGACUCAUACAAGGAGACUACGGUGGACACUAAUGGUGAGUGAGUUAGUUUAGGUUAGCAUCCAACCACGAUGACAAGAAACAGAAAAAAAUUUCAAAAAUCUUAAAGUGCGAUCAGUCUGAUGCGACAAAAUUGUUUUUAAAACUAAUCUCCUUUCUCUCAUUUAUCUUAUAUUGGUGGGAUCAAUUAUUCUUACUCAUGCCAUCCAUAUUUUUAUAUUUAUCACCAUUUCUCCGUCUAUACAAAAAAUAAUAAUAUCUCCCUCAACAAUUAAUAACCCAUAACCAUUUUUUCUUUGGUAUACAUUUUUCUCAUUAUUUCCAUCUACACUUAUCUCAUCUUCUUUAUUUUCUCAAUGUAUUUCUUUCUUUCAACAUGCCACUAAAUGGGCAUACUAUUUAUUUAUCUUUUAUUUUUCUAUUAUACUCGCUGUUUCUAAACUACAUAAUAAAGAUUCAUAUAUAAUCAUAAUCACAUCCUAAUACAGCAACUCUGCAAUAUUGUUCUCUUGAAGUUUUAUUCCGGAAUACGGGACACAAUGAUAUAAAUGCCUAAUUAUGAAAUUAUUUUUCGUGUGACAGGAUUAUACGACCAGAACAUGUACAACAUUACUCCGUGUGUGGAUCACAAAGAAAGUCCACAGAUCAUAUCGACGUGGUUACCAGAGAAAAUAGGAGGCAUGCCUGAAAAAAGUGUCAUAUUCGCAGAGACUCAGGUGAAAUCUAAUUGUUAUUAAUUUUAAACGCUAAUAUACUGAUCGGAAAGUACUAUAGUGGGUAAUUUAUUAAUUGCCGUCUACGAUAAUAAGUAUUUUAGAUUUGCAAGUUCUCAAAUUGUUUACGCAUUUAAAAUAAUAGGGAAUGACUUAAAAUAAAAAAAAAAAUAUUAGAUGAAUGGGUAGUCAAAUAUAAAAAUUGUGUGCUAACUUCACUAAUUAUUGUUUUUUUAUAUUUAUUUUUCUAGUUGCUUCAAGAAAGUAUAGGCAUUCCUGGUUCAAAUUUGAACUUAAUAUACAGAAGUAGCUGGGCGACCGGAUAUUAUUCGUAUUUAAUCAUUCAUCUCACUCAAUCUGAUAUAUCACCCGAAUUAAAAGUUGUGUUCAUUUCAAUAGAAAUUGAAGGUUCAAUUUACAACCACGUGCUCGAGGCAGAUCCAAAUUUAAAGUACACGUUUACAUGGGACAAGCGAAACGUAUACAAACAAAAAGUGGGUUUUAUAAAAAACCAUUUCAUUAUAGUCUUCAAAUAAGUUAUUUUAUUUUGACAGUAAGACUAGAAUUUUCGAUUUUGAGUGAUGCGAAGAAAUUUAUAGUUUUACAAAGAUGUUUAUUUUUUUUUGUGCACAAAUUUUCUACCGGAAGACUUACUCUGAUUUAUAAGUGCAUCACCUUUUCUGAAAGGAAAUCACUAUGGAGAGGGUACUUAAAGGAGGUAAUUUUUCGAUUUUUUUCUGGAGCUUUCUCAUCAAAUUUGAAAAACUGAAGAAAAAAAACAGAGGAAAAACGGGAAAAUAUGUGAACUAUAUUACUAAAAUAUUACGAAUUUAUUUUCCUGUGCGCAAUUUUUCUCCAACUUAUAUUUUCAGCAAUUUUUCUAAAAGAAAAUUUCAUUGGGGGGGGGGGUACUUUAGAAAGAUCGUUUUUCGAUUUUCUCUGGAAUUUUCUUAGCAAAUGUUAAAAACUGGGAAAAAUCAUGGGAAGACCGGGAAAAUACUUAGAAAAAUCGUGGAAAUCUGUACAUUAAAAAAAUAUAUAGAGCUUAUUUAAUUAUUUUACUAUAAUAGGGCAAAAAUAUUGUUGACAAAGCAUCGCUAUCAACUGAACAUCGCUCAAAAUCGAUUUUUCGUAAGCAAUGGUUUAUCGUUGCUUACAGGUGUACAUUAAAUUAUCUAUAACAGUGGCUGCACCAAUCCUCAUUAUCCUAGGAUGUCUUUUUUAUACUUUAUAUUAAUAUAACACACACAUUUAUAUAGGUUUAUGGAAUUGCAAAAGCAAAAGUUUCGAUCGGCUACGAGUAUAAGAGCUGUAACCAGAUCGUGUGGGAAGUACAAAUGGCCGUUUUACAAGGUUUUGAUGUGGAUAUAUCAGAUAUCGGUGGAUGGAGUUUGGACGUACAUCAUCAUUAUAAUUUCCACGAAGGUAACAUUGAACAUAUAUACAAAAUAAAAACUUAAAUACGGUUAAUUUACGGUUAUUGUAUGUAAUUCGCUAAAUAAAAUAUUUAUUUAUUUUUAGGAAUUUUACAAAAAGGCGACGGAUCGAUAUUGUAUUUUAAACAUCAAUAUCCGCACACCUUACAUGUAGUAACUGGUACGGGUAUGCAAAGGCCGUUGAACUGCAAAGAUUGUAAUGGAAUAGCCAAGGAUACAAGGCUUUUAUCUCCACUAGCAUUGGCCAGUGGUCCAGACGGAAGUCUUUAUGUUGGAGACUUUAAUCUCAUCAGAAAACUCACGCCAGAAGGCAACGUAUAUACCGUAUUACAACUUAGGUACAAAUUAGUUUAAACUAGGAAUACCAAUAAUUUCGGAAAUCAUUAUAUUAAAUUUGUAACUAUAGUACUAUGCUGUUGUUUUAGCGCUACUCAAGUUUCGCACCAAUAUUAUUUGUGCUUAUCACCUACAGACGGUUACUUGUACGUCUCUGAUACUGAAAAACAUCAAGUACUUCGUGUGCCAACCACAAGCUCGGUAGUAGAUCCUACAAUAAACUUUGAGGUAUAUGUCGGUUCUGGAGAACGGUGUGUACCGGGAGACCAAAGCAGUUGUGGUGAUGGAGGAAUAGCAAUCAAAGCAAAACUAUCGAACCCAAAAGGUUUGAACAUUUAAUAUUUAGUUGUAUAAAUAACGUGCAAAUCACAGAGUAUGAAAUUAUAAAUGGAACUAUGAUUCCCAGAAAAAUAUUAAAAUAUACCUUACAUAGCAAAUAGAUAAUAGAUAAUAAUAUACUGUCAUACCAGCUUUCUCUCGGUUAGAUUAGGUUUUUAUGAUAUAGUGAUUAAAUUUUAUUUUUUACAAUUUUAGUCUAUACUGUAUACUACUAAAAGCUCGAAUAAUUUUAUUUACGAAUUCAAAUUCCUAAAUUUAUUUUAACAUAUUAUUAAUAUAUUUUUUUAGGAAUCGCAAUAUCUUCUGAUGGAACCAUGUACUUAGCUGAUGGUACUAACAUUAGGGUGAUUAGUCGUCAUGGUAUUAUAAACACGUUGAUUGGCCAUCAUAAACAUAACAAUAUUUGGCAACCGAUGCCGUGUAAAAUCGCUGUGCCAACAUCACAAGUGUGUAAAACAAAUCGUAUCGCAAUGAGAACAUAUUUUUCAUGACAUUUGUUUGACAGGUACAACUUCAGUGGCCUACAAACCUAGCGUUGAACCCACUGGAUGAAAGUUUGCAUAUAACUGACGAUAGAGUAGUUUUGAAAGUGACCAAAGAUCACCGUGUAAAAAUCGUGGCGGGAUCGCCGUUGCAUUGUUAUUCGGGCAAUGAGGUGGAUAAAAGUGGCAAAGAAUCGAAAGUACACGAAAAUCAAGAAGUAAUGACGGAGUCAUCGAAGGCUACACAAACAGCUUUAGGGACCAUUCUAGGUAUUACUUUCAGUCCCUAUGGUGAUUUGUACAUAGCCCAAAGUGAUUCACGAAAAGUUAAUACAAUCAAAGUGGUAAAUUCGGCUGGAUAUAUAUCACACUUUGCAGGUUACCAACAAACUCAAAAUCCUCAAAAGUAAGUAUACAAACUAAUCGGAAAAUUUAAAUUGAUAUUACUUAUACCAGGUCUUGUUAGUUCAGAGCAGAAUUUAUAAUUAGUAUCGGUUUAACUAAAAACUACCAGAAUACUACCCUUUUAUUAUUAAGUAAUAAACUAAUAAUAAUUUACAAAGGACAUUUAUAUAAUAUAUGUUUCCUGAAAAGGUUUUAUAAGUGUACCAGUUACUUAUGUACUCUAUACAAUCAACUGUGUCAAUGUUAUUAAUAGGCAAUGUGACUGUGACAGCAACAACGCUACAUGUCAAUGUGGAAACGGGUCUCGAGAACAUUUGCUUUCUAUUACCGCUAAAUUUACUACGAUUUCAGCUAUCAUAGCAUCUCCAGACGGUGUACUUAAUAUUGCCGACCAGGUAUUUGAUAUAUCUACUUAGAAUUUAUGAUGACUAAUCAAAAAUGAAUAAAUUGCAGGGCAAUCUUCAUAUACUUGCAUUGAAACCCUAUUUGCCAUCUCACGAUCUGAACGGUGAGUUCCAAAUACCAUAUCCGGCCACCGGGGAAAUUUAUAUUUUUAACAGAUAUGGACAGCAUACGGCUACCCAUGAUUUGAUGACUGGUAAAGUACGGUAUACAUUCCUGUACUCAAAGAACACAAGUUUUGGCAAAUUGUCAACUGUGACCGACAGCUCAGGGAACAAAAUGCUAUUUUUAAGGGACUAUAGUAACGUGGUAAGUUACUUUGGUUCAUUUCUAAUAUUAGACAUUGACUUCAAUAAUACACCAUUACGAUUUAUUUUUAAGGUAAGUGCUAUAGAAAAUUCACAAGAUUAUAAAUCUGAACUUGUCAUAUCUGGUGCGGGCAAUCUCGUCAAGUUUUCAGAAAAAGGUAGAUCUGAAAUAAUGUUUAACUAUGAUAGCAACACUGGACUUCUGACUAGUCGUUCGGAUUCGACCGCAGAGGUAUAUAUUAAGUAACUAACCUAUAAUAAAGUAGUAACCAAUAAAUAACAUUGAUUUCAUUUAUUAAACAGGGUGGAUCAUUGUUUAUCUAUAAUUACGAUAAAUUAGGUCGUCUAAUCGAUGUUGUUCUUCCAACGGGCGAAGUUUUUGAACUCUCUUCUCACAUAUCAAUGGAAGAUGACGGUUUCGAAGUCAAUGUAUUAACACCAUUGCAUAACCCUAUCAGUAUGAUUUCGUUGGAUGGACGCAGAGAUCACAUAACUAUUAAAAUGGAGGGGAAUGAUUACAAAAAACUGAUAGUCAAGAACAGUACGUUUAUAUAUUUAUAAUACAUAAUAUAGUUUAUAUAUUGUAAUCAUUGUUCUUAAAUAUGAUGGAAUACAAAGUGGGAAAAUCUGUUUAUAGGUGCUUCUGCCAUUAGCGAGGCAAUUAGUUUUAAAAAUGGUUCAUUCAUGUUCCGGUCCAGAUCCGGAGAAGUAGUACAAUGUUUUGCGGAGUCUAAACACCCUAUACUGGAACUUUCAUUGCCAGUGGAAGCCGAAAUGUUGCCAGUAUUCAACAGGCAGGUGUCGUCGAGAGGUACUUUGUCUAAUGUUGUGCUAUGGACGUAUUCUCUUGUUGGCGACGCUGGUUCUAUCAAAUUUAUUAUUAGAAGAAAACUGACCGUAAAUAUUAUUUCGGUUGGAAAAAUCAGAUGGGUGCUUUAGCUGUAGUGAUUUUUGUUCGCAGAUAAACAAUAGUUCCGUCCUUAUAAUCGAUUACAACCAGUACACGAGAGUAGAGACGAUUCAUAGUGGCAAUAAGCCAUUCACUUCAUUACUGAGCAUUUCGUACAGCCAGAGUGGCCUGCCUCUGUCUUGGACAAUUGGCCAAUCAAAAUAUAGCGUCAACAUAACAUACGAUAGGUAAGUUGAAUGAUUCAGUUUAAUGUACAUACAAAUAUUAUAACCUAUCUACUCACAAAAACAUUGUUUUAGAUUUAAUCGCCUUGAGUCGUGGAGCUGGGGAGCCAUAAAUGAACAAUACAAGUAUACACAUCACGGUCUAUGCGUGCAAAAGAUGUUGAGUCACAGAAGUCCUAUUAAAUAUCUUUACAAUAGUUGGAACAAGGUAAGUUUGUUUGACAAUAAUUAUUGCUAAUUUUGCAAUAAACCCGUAUUCAUUUUGAAAUAGAUAUCUGAAAUUGAACUUUCUACAAGCCGAAAAUUUGGUUACAUUUAUGACGAAUCUGGUGGCUUGAAACACAUCGUUUUACCUUCAGGGACGAAACAUUCCUUUUCGUCUCAGACUUCGUUAGGAUUUAUACGGUACACGUACACCCCGCCGGGAUCGACACGUGCAUAUUUGCAACAUUAUAGUUAUACUGGAGCAUUACUGCAGACCGUGUAUCCCGGAGAGGGUGCCCGAGUUAUAUACAGAUAUCGUAGUUCCGGUCAAUUAUCUCAGGUAAACGAAUGAAUGAAGUAAAAUAAAAGUUUAAAAGUGAAGUCUUGAACUGGAAGAUAAAUAUAUCAUUCAUAGGUGGUGCAUGGAGAUGGAAUCACAAAGGUAAAAUACUAUCCAAACACACAAUUACCCAGCCAAGUAUUAAAUAUUGAAACGGAUUUCGAAUAUCGAUGGGAUUAUCAGUAUAACGACGGGUUAUUGAUCGAAGAAAGAAUCGAUUAUGGUCCUAAGACAGGUCUUAGUAACGCCAAAAUUACUUAUGAGUAUGACAGUAAUUUCAGAGCUAUAUUGAUCGAAGGCCGUAUAGGCGGACAGAGCUUACAGGAAUAUCAUAUAGAAUAUAACCCGGAGACGGGCAGUAAAAAAUUGUUGGGCCAAUUCGAGGUAUUCUUUUUAUUUUAUUGAAACCAAAAAGAAAUUAUAAACAUACAUGUUUUAUUUUCUUACAGUUGAAUACAUAUGGAAACAUAACGAGACUCUCAGAUGGGACCGCUAUAUUCCAUCGAGUGACUAACGACUAUUUUCAAGUGGCACAUAUGUCUGUUACGAUACACCAGAUGGAAGUUUUCCGCAUGGAAUUUAUGUACAAUUUGGACAGUAGAAUUAUACAAUCACGUACUUACACGCACAAUGUGGGCGUCAAUACAUAUACGACAGUUAAGAAUUACACAUUCGACGAUGAUGGUCAAUUGCAAUUUGUGGAAGCCCAGGAACCUUGGGGUUUUAAAUACGAUCAAAACGGAAAUAUGUUAUCUAUGACGUACAGGUAAACAUCACAGUGUAAUAUUGCAAAUAAAUUUUAAAACAUUUUGAUUUUGAUUUAUUUAUAGAGGUAACAUGAUACCUAUGGAACACAGUGUGAUGGAUCGGAUAGAAAAAUUCGGAGAAGGACUUUACAGAUACAAUAACCGUGGGCUCGUCGUGCAAAACGCUAGGGAAGAAAAAUUCCAGUACAAUUCCAAGGGACUCUUAGUAAUGAACAAAACAAUACUAAUUUUAAUUGAUAGCAUAAAUUAUAUACUGAAUAAUAUUAUAUUUUAUACAAAUUAGAUAAGAGCAAUAAAAAGAGGUCGGUUUGACGUACGCUACUACUACGAUCAUCUCAAUAGACUUAGCACGCGAAAAGAUAAUUUCGGAAACGUCACUCAAUUCUUUUAUACUAAUCAUAAAAACCCGAACGAAGUAAAUCAAAAAUUUUUAUUAAUAAAUACUCGUAUUAAUUUAAAUUGCACGUGUUUUUCAGGUGAGUAAUAUAUUCAGUCCGAGAGAUGGAAAGUUAAUGUCGUUGACGUACGACGACAGAGGAUUUUUAAUAUAUGCUCAAGUGCACAGGCACAAGUAUUAUGUAGCAACUGAUCAUUGUGGAACACCCGUCAUGAUUUUCAAUCAAUACGGAGAAGGAAUCAGAGAAAUGAUGAGAUCUCCAUAUGGGCACAUAGUUUAUGAUUCUAAUCCGUACUUAUAUUUGCCUAUUGAUUUUUGCGGUGGACUUUUAGAUCAGGUAUAUGUUCAAGGUUUUUUGAACUAUUUAAUAGUAAACAUAUAUAAUUUAAUAUUAUAUAUAAACAUAAUUAAACAUUAGAUAUUGGAAGAUAUAAGUUUUUUAACAAAUAUUACGAAUUUUGUAUUGGAAGUAAUCUGCUUACUUUUUAUUAGGCAUUGUAUACUUAAAAUAAAUUCUAAUUUAAAUUUGUACGACGAUAGGUCAUAAAUAAUAUCGAAUUUUAGACAUUGGAUAGAGAGGAAAAUAAAUUAAGUGGUACAAGAAAUUGUUAAAGGAAAUCAUUUUGUUGGUAUUUGUAUAAGUUACAAGUUAAUUGAUCCGUAUAGUAUACUUAAUUUUUUUUGUAUGUGGUUAGUUAAAUUUAAACGGAAAUACCAGACUUGUUCAUGACGACUAUUUAAAUUAUUGGAGAAAAGCAAGAAUUGUAUGUUAAAUAUAUAUACAUUUUAUUACAGGUUACAUCGCUGGUACAUAUGGCCAACGGUAAAGUUUAUGAUCCCUUAGUUGGGCAAUGGAUGUCACCGCAAUGGGAAGGAAUGCUAGCUAGAGCAACAGAACCUCAACAAUUGCAUUUAUAUAGGUUCAACGGCAAUGAUCCAAUUAAUGUAAUGCCUACUCGAAAAUAUCUUAAAGGUAUGUCUAUAGAUCAUCGUUGGCAUAUUCUAUGCCAUAAGAGAACUGGCUAUUUCUGUACAAUGUGUAUACAUUCUGAGCUCUGGCUAAUCCGGCAAUUGACUGUUGAGCCGUUGUGUUCCUCUCUAUAUAAUCAGAAGCAAUGUUGCACCGUGGGUAUGCGUGGUGCCAACCAGUUUUGGUCGGCGCAUAGCUCGUUCUCUCUUGGGACAGAUUAUAGACGGUUAUUUGAAAUAUUUCUGCGGUCAUAAGCAUCGCCGCGACAAAUCGGUGGCGUAGAUUGACAAAUGAGGAGUUCAAUCGGUUUUUAUUCAUUAGAUUUAAUUUCAUGUUCUGUCUUAAUAUUACAAGUUGAAAUAAAUCAUUAGAAAACUAAAUUAAAUAAAAUAAAAACAAAUAGCCUUACAACUGCUGUUACCAGAAUUGGGAAUAAAUAACUAAACAUAAACGGACAUACUUUGCACGAUGUGGCUACUAUUGUAGGUGAGACGUUGGGAAGCUAGAGGAGAAAUUUAAUGCCUAUCUGUACACAAUGAUUAAUCAUUUUAAUGAAAAACAAUUUGAUCGAGCGAAGUUCAAUUAUACAUGCUUCGAAAGUUUACGGUCUUUCAAAGGGGCCAAAGGGUAAUAUUUACGAUUUUCGUUUAAAUUUGAUAUUAAAAGUAUUAUAAAAAAAAUGUCCACAUUAUAUCAAAUUGUAUUUUUAUUUUCCACAAAAUAUGACUAAUGAACUUCUUGUUAAAUUUUCAAGUAUUUCUGUUUGGUUUAAUAAUUUUAUUCACAAAAGUACCUACCUAGCUACCUAAUAAAAAUUACAUAAAAUACUGAUUAAAUAAAUAUGUCUAUAAAUAGCUCAAAAAUGGCUAAAAUGUAUUGAACAUUUUACCUAGAAAAGGUAAUUAUAAGUUUUCUGUCCAAAUGGAAAUUCUCUACAAAUAUCUUUAACUGAAUUGCAACGAAAAAACAAAAUUUUUCUUAAAUUACCAAUGAUAUUUUCAAAAAUUGAUUAAUAUUUACCCAUGCCGGUUUAUGCUACAUGUUUUUUUUACUGAUAUUGUUUUUGACAAAUUUAGGAAUAAAGUAAAAAUCAAUUCGAGAAUUAUUAAAAGUUGAUGUUCAUCACAAAUUUUCCUUUUUUUAAUGGCCAUUAUAUGUUUGAACUCACUAGUAAAAUGAAACUAUUACAAACGCACACAGUUACACAUACAAACGUAAUCAUAGGUACACCACUACACUAAUAAUUACAGAUCUAAAGUAACUGUGCGUACAGUAGUGCAGUAGUCAUUAUCUUCGAUUCCGAUAACUAAUAAUAUAUAAUACUAUCUAAUCGUUUAUAUUUUAUAGUUUUUACUAUGCAAAUAAAUAUAAACGAUUAAAUUAUAUUGUAUUUAUUAAGUCAAAACUCAAAAGAAUUAAAUUAUAUUGAAAUUGACGUGAAAAAUAUUUUUAACAUAAACGAAAAUUUAACUUCUUUGUAUGGGCCAUAAAAAACUGCGCUCUUAAGCGAAACAUUAGCGCUCUCCUUUUUAUUAAUUCUGCGGUCAUAUAGCUAGGAUGUUGAGUUCAUUUUUUUUUAGAAAGCGCCUCAAAUCGUACUUAAUUAAUUAUUUUAGUCAAAUGUCCAAAAUUAUAAAAAAUUUAGAAAAUUUGCGGUUUUUAUUUUAUUUUACGCGAUCCUGUCCUGUCCAUAUAAUUUAAGACCAUGGUCCCAAUCGCAGGAUAAAAAAACCAAGGUAAAAACGUAGAGAUGUAAUGUCACAAAAAUAAUUGUUUACAGAUGAAAAAUAUUGGCUGUCUCUGGUCGGCUAUGACCUGAAAGAACUCAUGCCUCAGAUGCCGCAGUCGAUAUCGACGUUCCCAUCGCUGUUGCCAUCAAUGUCAGCGAGUCUUGGCAAUAUACCGUUAGACAUAACGUCUGUUUACUUCAACCACUUAACAAAGCUGCUGAAUAAACGAAAACUCACGUCGCUACCCGAAUCGAGGACUCAUGCUGACCCGACCGUCAAUUCGUUUAAGGCGGCAGCAAAAUACACCGACCCGAUGUGGACGACGUUCUACACCAAUGACCAGGAAGAGGAAUCCGCAGACGCGGAUCGGGGUCCAAAGGCCCAUGGGAUCCGACCCGGCGCAUCACCGGCCCCACUGUUUGGCAAUGGCAUACACAUAUCGAGAUCGUUCGAUGGCCGGGUAAUCGUGCAGAGCGUGCCCACAGCCAAUCCUAUCUACAAAGACGUGUUCACAUCCGUGUUUAACAACACGUUCCUGUUGCCGUUCAGUCUGGUUAUGCAUGGCGCCCAGCAGGACGCCUACUAUUUUGUCAAGAAGGACAUUUGGCAUGCCAACGAGGACAAGGCACAACUCAAGAGAUUCGGUUCGCAAUUGAACACCACUUUCCACGAAAAAGAAUCCGACAACAAUUCCGGAAAGGUAUGAAUAUGACCAUGGUAAACUAGAUUAGGCCAAAGAAGAACAUGGAAAUUUGAUAUUUUUGAUUAAUCAAUAAUCAAUAGGAAAGUAAAGAACUCAACAUAGAAUUGAGUAAAAUUAAAAUUUCGUACAGGCCUUUAUUACUAUUAAGUAGACCUUAUACAUUAGGGCAAAUGUCACUUUUUCCCAAAUCGUGUACCUAUGAUCUAAAAAAAAUGUGACCUAAUUGACGUGGCUUUUAUCUUUUAAUCAGCCGUGGUUUUUCAACCACUAAAAGUUUAAGACGUUAACCUAGUAAAUUGUGUAAUGUUAAAUAAAAUAUUAACAUUGUUUUUUGAAUACAUUUUAAAUGUUUAGAAAAUAACAUUGAUUUAACUAACAAUAAACAUAGUAUUGAGUUAAGAUAAUAUUUUUACGUUUUUAAUUUCGUAUACUUAGAUUUUGAUUUUUCACGAGCAGAUUACCACAGUUAACUCCAAGGCUCUCUAAGCCACGCAUAUUAUGCAUCUGAAUUUUUAAUUUCAUCUACCGUUAUCCUGCGUUUCUGAUUUUUUGAAUAUUGCAGACAUUUCUUUUUUUUUUUGAACCUAGGUGGUUCAAAAGAAAGAUAAGCAGCUAGGGUGGGCCAUUUUCAUCUGACACAUUAUCCUGUCAAGAAGUCGUUUAUUAAACAACUUCUUCUUCUCUUUUAUCUUCAUCUCGACUAUUUUGGAAAAGCCACUUUCAUUCUUAACUUCCUCUAGAUCUGACCUUUUAUACACCUCAUAUAACCCUCGAUUGCUUUCAACCACCUCUGUUUUAGUUUUGGUUUUCACUUCUUUUCUCUUAUGUUUAUUUUCAUUACAAUUCUAGUAAGAAUUGUAGAAGAAGCAGUAGCUUCAGAUUCCUCUCUGUUCGUGAUAUGCUCAAAAAUAUCUAUAAUUUUCUCCAAUUUUUUGUAUUAUCGAAACCACGCCUAAACUCUCUCUUGUACUAUCUUCUAUCGUCACUCCACUCAUCCAUCUUCGUGAAAGCGUUCUCAUCUCUACUAUACUCAUUCUUCGGCUACUGUCUAACAAACCAAACCAUACAAUUUAAUCCGUCACACCACACUCUUGUAGAGUUUACCUUUAAGUCUCAUUGGAAUCCUAUUGUCACAUUAAACACCCAACACUUCUCUCCACAUUAUCCUACCAUACUUAAUCUUAUGUUUCAUCAUCUUUAAAGCCUUGGUUUCCAAAUAACUAUCAUCGUCCUUCUUCUGUCUAAUAAUCCUAUCUACAAACCAAUCGACUGCUGACCAUUAGCUUUCGUCUCUAGUACGGCCAUCACGAUAGUCUUCGGGGACAGCAUGUAGUAUAGAUCGACUUCUAAUUCCUGCGUCUGUUUCCAGCAACGGUCACACUCAAAGAAUGUGUGUUCAACAUUGUCCGCAGUUGAAACACGCCCCUCUGGCGCUAUUUUGAAGCGAUGCAGAUAUUCUUGGAAACAUCCAUGACGAGAGAGGAAUUGAAUUAGGUGGAAAUUAAUCUCACCCCAAUUUUGGGUAACCCACUUCUGAAAGGGGGGGAAUGGGAUUUAUUGUCCAUCGCUUUUGGUCCAUCGUUAUUUGAAUAUUACAAACCUGGUAUAAGUUACCUGAACAUGAACAAGAUGUUGUUUUUAUUAUUAUAGCACAUCUUAAUUUGUAUAACAGUGUAAGACCUCAUUGUUUUGUAUCACUUAAUUUACAGUUCGGUAAUACUAGUAGUGUUAGAAAACGAAUUAAAGAGCUAAAACGGUUUCUCUUAUUUACUCCGAAUCAUGCUUUUUUACGAUUUUCUGCUUUUUCAAGAGUUUCUUUUUCUUGCUUUGCUCUCCGUUUUUCAUUUUCAAUACUAAUACUUCCUCUGUUAUUUUUAUGGCGAAUCAUAUUUGUUAUACAUACAAUACUUAUUGCUUUUUAGAUUUUUCCUUAUAUGCUUUUUAAAUUGAUGAAAAUAAUCUGAAAGAAGGUUUAUUGUAGCUUUAAGAUGUUGAAUUAUUUAUAUAAAGUUGAGCUAAUAAAUUCCAAACACUCGUUGAAUUAACUUUAUAAUAUGUUAGCUGAUUUAUAUUUUGAAUAACUUAAAUAAUCGGUAUAUCCAUAAUUUAUUAAUAUUCAUGAAUAGAUGUUGAUAUUAGCUAUUGAAAUUGGUUUUUACGUAUGUUUUUAUGGAUUUUUGGUAUCUGUUGACUAAUGACUUUAAUAAAUUAAAUUUGUUAAUUAAUUUAAUAGUUUAAAUUAACUUUUGUAUAAAUCAAUAAGAGUAUUAAAGCUGAAACUGAUAUACACAAUUUUCAAUCAAUUUUGAUUGAUAAUUUUUGUUAUUGAUUGAUGUCUGAGCAUCUUAUAAAUAUAUAAUCUUAUAUAUAUAUCGUUUUUGGCCCCACUAUUGUUGUGACCAAAACAAACAUUCCAUUGUGUAUGUCCCUCAAAUAAACGAUAUGCAUGUUGAAUUUCUUUAAAAUUUAAAUUUAUAUUUUAUGUGUGUAAUUUUAAAAAAAAAUGUCAAUACUAUAUUUAAACGACAUAGGUUUUUAUUACGAUUUAUCUAGAUUUAGUUCAAUAUUAAUUAAUAUGGCCAUUAGGCCAUAUUAAAAAGAUGUCUCCAUGUCUAAUAAGCAUUCAGUGGACAACUAUUUUAACUAAUACAAUAAAAUUAGUAAAUUAAACAUUUUUACUCAUUAAACUUUUUAUCGUUUUAAAAGGAAGGUUAGGUUAGGUUAGGGAUAAUAUUUUUCUUUAAAAUCAAGCUCUGAAUAUUCUUUUUCAAAAUUACAUUUUGUGUAUAAAAUAAAUUUAACUCAAGAUGGUUUUAAUUAAAAUGUACGAAUAUACUCGAGUAAUCGGUAAAACCGAUGUUCUUCAACAAUAAUUCAUAGAACCACUGCACCACCAAUAAUCGACACGAACUAAUGUUAUUUUCAAAUCGUUCGCUUUAUGUUAUUUGUAUUUUUACAUAAAUAUAAUACAUAUUAUUUUAAAAAUUCCUCGUGUUCAUAGAUGGUGGACGUACGCAUACACUGCGCGGACACGAUGAUGAACCUCCGAUACGGUACCACUUUGGAACAUGAGAAGCAGCGGCUGCUACACCACGCCAAGACGUCGGUAAUGCGGAAGGCCUGGCACCGUGAGAGGGAUCUACUCAGAUUGGGCUUGCCCACCAACAAGGACUGGUCUGUAGCUGAAAUUGAUGAGAUACUUAAAUCAGGAUAUGCUACUGGAUUCGAUGGCGAGUACGUCCGGGACACGGAUAGGUAUCCGGAACUGUGUGACGACCCGUACAAUAUAAGAUUCGUCAAGACCAACUAACUUGCCAACGACGACAUUAUACCAAUUAAUAUAUGUAUAAAUUAUUAUUAUUAUUAUUACCACGAAACCGCCUCCAUUACAGUAUGAUUUAUUGUAAAUAAUAUAAUAUUAUAACAGUGUGAUCCCUCCCUUCAACAUCAAACUCGAAAUACCCCGUACCCGUACCAUCUUCAAAGUUCGCUGUCAUAUUUAUAUAUUUUUUAUUUAUUGGUGCGCUUAUUUUUUAACCAUAUAUAUAGGUAUUUUUACAGAAUAUCAAAUAGAUCAGGAAAAAGGUAAAUUCGGUCAUACACUAUGGCUUUUGUACGAUAGUCAUGACUGUUGACUUUUAUUUUGUAUUAUAUAUUUUAUAUUAUAUUGUGGCAGUCCUAAGUCUAAAAAAAAAAGAAAAAGGAAAAAUAUUUUCCGGGUGAAAGUAUGGUUAAGAAAAAAUAAACAUUUACUUAUUUUAAUCAUCAAAGAAAAUUGCCUUUAGCCUCUUCAACGGAUUACACUGGGUUUUGAAUGAUAAUAUCAACAUGUUUGAAAUGCAUUAGUCUAAAAGUAUAGUUGUCAGUCAUCGUCAUUUAUACUAAUCCACUACUACAUCUUAACUGUCAAUAGUAAAGAUCUACAUUCGAAAUUCAUAAUGUAUGGCUGGGUUAAAGUGACUUUGAAAUCUGCGAUUUAAGAAUUAAUUAAGGCCCUGGGAAGAAAUUCAAAUACAUCAAUAUAAAAUAAUAUUAUUAUUAAAUUUCUCAAAAAACCGUAUAUCGGUCUUUAUAUUACGAAAAUCUUCAACCUCAUAUUGUUCUCUGAUUGGUUUACUAGUUAUCCAUUUUAUUAUUUAUGAAAUCAGUCAAUAAAAACCGAUUUCUAUUUCAACAUAUUAUAACUGACAGUUUUGUAAUUAGAAAAAAAAAAUUGUAUAUAAAAAUUGUUUUAAAAAAAAUACUCUAUCCAAAUAUGUAAAAAAAACCCCGGUGUUGCCAUUUAAAGAAAAUUAAGUUAUAUUGCGCAUGCGCGUAUUAAAAGAGUUAAACAUUUAAAAUUUGUAUUUGGGUACACCCUAUCAUUCCCCGAAAAUUUCAUUUCAAUACUAGGUCAUCAAACUGAAAUAUUUAGUGAUAUCUUUUAUCGUGAACAUAUUAUAUAUAUAUGGAAUAAAUGGAUACCUAUAAAUAUAAAAAAAACAAGACAUGUAGGUAUAAAUGGUUAGGUCAGUAGUUCUCAACCGAUGUUCUUCGGCAUACUAAUGACUAGAAUUGGCUGUUGGUGUGCUACUACUGAGAUACACGCGUAUAGUACCUAUCAAUAGGUAUUAAAAAAAGAAAUUUCCCAGUACUUAUUUUUUUUGUUAUCAAUAAUGAUUAUUGUUUGGCGGUCGACGUAAAACAUUAUGAACAACAGUUAGCCGUUAAACAUUAAUAUUUUCUAACAGUCGUGCUUUAGUAUUUAAAAUAAUUACAUAAAAUAAAAUAUUAUUCAAUAAAAUGGACAAAUGUAGUAAUUUAUUAUUUUUAAUAAACAUCAUAUUGGGAAUAAUAGUGUCAAGAUUUCAAAUAUAAUAACUGAUUCGGCAAAGAAAUUUUAUUUUAUUCGGAAAUAUGCUGAUAAUUAUUUAAGUUUUGGUUUUUUUUUGGGCGAGAAAUGAAGAAGAAUCUCUUCUAUUUUGCGUUGUAUGUGGGGUAAAACUUUUGAAUAGUUCCCGAGUAAAUUUAACCAACAUCUAAUUAAAAGAUCAGAAUUAUUUUAAAGACGACUUUGCAUUUAUUUUCGAUUAUAUAAUAUAUAAACUAUAAAUUUAAAAUUAUGAUAAUAAAAUAUAUAUUUUAAUUCUUAAAUUAACAUUAUAAUUUGUUAUAUAUCUUACUAUUAUAAUGUUUCGUCAAAAUGUAUUGUUAUAAAAAAAAAUGUGCUUUGAAGUUAAAAAGGUUGAGAAUCUGGGUUAGGUAAUGCUAUGAAGUUAUGAUAGGUCCAUUACGAGUGGGUGAAUCGAUAAUUAUCCAGGUUGUGUGCCAACGCUCAAUAAAAACAAUUUCUAACCGAUUUUCAUAUAUUCCAGAGUGUGAUAUGUCUUUCUUUUGCCCACCCUAAUAGGCACACGUGCACAAUGUUCAUAUCAAAAUCAGAAAUGAUAAUAUUAAUAUAAAAAAUUCUAUCGAAACAUGAAGAUCUACAUACUUUUAAUAUUUACUAUAAUAUUAUACCCUAUUAAAAGUGGUAUAUAUUUUAAAAUUGACGGUGAACUUUGCUGGCCUUUUCUGGACACGUCUGUAGGGCUACGCCUUUACAUAUCUCACCUUAUUGUUCUCAAUCGUCAGUGGCGCCGAACGCUCGACGACUUAUCACCUUGUAUUUGUUUCAAAAAAUAGAGUAUAUUAAUAUCAUAUUUUAGGACAUUAAGACUAUUGUUGGUUGAACUGAUCUUAUAUUGCUGAAAACCCGGUAUAACGUUUUUUUUUUUUUUAUAAAUUAUAUAACAACAUAAUAUUCUUUACCAAGUUUUGUGGUAUAUUGGUCACCCGGCAAUAGUUCCGAUUCGUCCCGACGACCACGACUUGGCAAUGCAAUUUCAAUACUACGUUGUCCUCGAAAACCAUGGGCGAUAGUUGGGAGGAUAAGGUUGAUUGGGUUUCCAUAAAUAUCCCAAGUGCGUUCCGCAUUUAUACUUUCCAUAACCCGAGUGCAUUCGCUCUGUUAUUGACAAAUUAUUUUGAACUGCUCCUCAAUUGCGUCUACAGUUGUAUUGAUGCAGCAUAUAGGUAUAUACCUAUAUUUAAAAGCUGAUAUAUUGAAUAGUAAACCAACCAUAAUGGGCGUAAGCCAAUAACAAAUAAUAAAAUAAUUAAAUAUUUUCGGGGUUUAAACCAGUUCACCUCUUCGUGGUGCACCUUGUGUAAAUCUAAACGAACUGGGGCGCAUUCGGGCUAUGUUGAAAAUAUUAUAUUUUUUCUUGGGACGCACUCGGGUAAUACUUUAUUCUGGACGCACUCAAUAUAUUGAAAACGUGUUAUUUCAUAAACCCCGAGGUUGGCCCCCCCUACUCGGACAAAAAGUACCAAAUCUCCGCCUAUGACUCGAACCACUGCUAUUUUAUACAAAUAUUAUUAUUAUAUCGUGUAUAUUGUUUGUUGUGUAAAUCUCGUGAUUAUGAUACGAAUAUUCUAUUAUUAUAUUAUUAUUGUCCGUAUAUUGUAUAUUUUGUACGACGAACCGGCGAGUAACGAUUGAAGCAAUUCUAUUGGCUCGAAGUAGAAUUUCAUUAUUAUUAUUAUUAUUAAAAUUAUUUAACAAUGUACUUUAAUUACAUGUAAUUAUUAUUUGUUUGUAUAAGUGCUCGAUUUUGCCAAAAAAAAAAAGAAUUAUUUAAUCGAUUUAUUUUUAUAUAUUUUAUGAUAAUAUUUGAUUUUUUACGAUUCGCCUCUUUAUUGUAUUUGUUCUCCGUAUUCCAGUAUAACAUUAUAUACAAAAUUGUAAAAACAUUUUUUCGUUUUAUCAUACGUUGCAUUUCUCGUUUUACUGUUUGUCUGUUUAGCCUAAACUAUUUAUAAUACGGUUACUGUAUGGUUUUAUAUAGAUGCCGAAUAUCAGUAUUAAUUAUCGAAAUUAUUAUCACUAUCGAUGAUUUAUUAUAUUAUAUAUUAUAAUAUUAUAUUAAUGUGUCCAGAUAUAUUUAUAACAUUGUAAAAGAAAAAAAAUUACUUACUAUUAUCAUAAUAUAAAUAUUUAACGAAUUUACUGUAUUUACGUGCAAUUUAUUUACAUUUUAUUUUAAUUUAAUAAAAAUAGUUGUAUUUUUUCCUGCAUUCUGGCCAUGAUGGUCGUUAAACAUGAUGCUAUGAUGUUGUUAUAAAACUAGUAUUAUAAUACUGUAG